AUUGUUAAACCAGAAAAAUCGUAACAUUAAACAAGAACUAAAAAGUAAAAAAAACAUUCAUACUGACUGUGAUAAUGACAAUGAACAAAAUGAAGUUCAGGAAGCUGAAGUUGAAACUGAUUGUACAGCAUAUUUAAAAAUUGAACACGCCUGUGAGGAGGAUAAUGGGACACAAACAAAUGAGUGUGUAAAUGCUGAAGAAGUAACUGACCCGAUUGCUCGGCCAUUUAAAUGUGAAAUAUGCCAAAAAAGAUUUAAUCGUAAGUCCAAUUUAAAAAUACACAAGAAAAUACAUACAGGAGAUAAACCGUUCAAAUGUCAAUUCUGUGAAAAACCUUUUAUGCGUUCUGCUGACCUAAUUGUGCAUGAACGUUUACAUACCGGCAAUAAACCUUUUAAAUGUGAAACUUGUGAAAAAGAAUUUGCAUUGAGUUCCAAUUUAAUAGUUCAUAGACGUGUGCAUACUGGUGAAAGACCUUAUAAAUGUGAAAAGUGUCCAAAAAAUUUUUAUCGAUCAUCUGAUUUGAACUCGCAUGCUAGAAUUCAUACUGGUGAAAAACCAUAUGAAUGUGAAUUUUGUCAAAAAACAUUUACUCAGUUAGCUCAUGUAGUAGCGCAUAAGCGCCUACAUACUGGUGAAAAACCGUACAAAUGUGAAACAUGUGAAAGAGAAUUUACUAGACAGUCAGACUUGAUUGUCCAUAGACGAAUGCAUACCGGGGAACGUCCAUAUGCUUGUGAUCUUUGUGAAAAACGGUUUAGCCAUUCAUCUAAUUUGACUGAACACAAGAAACUCCAUGCUGGUGACAAACGAUACAAAUGCACAGAAUGUGGCAAACUGUUUGCAAGUUCAACAAGAUUAGUCGAGCAUGGCCGAACACAUACGGGUGAAAAACCUUAUAGCUGUACAUUUUGUGGUAAACUGUUCAGUCAAACAUGCAAUUUAAAGAGACACGAAAAAUUUGUACAUGAACAAAAAGAUCAAAAUACAAAUCUUAUUGGCCAUACAAUAUUGGAUAGUAGUUGAAAACAAAAACAAACAAAAAAAAAAAAAAAAAACCAUUAUAGGUAAAUACUUAAGUAAUUUUGUUUUCAUUUUAUUUUUUUUGUUAGCAUAUUACAUUUUUUUUAUACUUUUCCAUCGCAAUGAUGAAUUUAUUAAUAUUUUAUGUAAAUUGUUUUCAUAUUUAUACACUUCAAUAACAUUUAAGUAAUAAAUUUUAAUUAAUGCAAAAUAGUCACUUAUUAGUCAAUAUUACAGCUAAUUGAGAUGUGUUCUAUAUACAUGUAACCACAAAUUAGAUGGUGUUUGUGAAAAAUGAUAUGUCAUUUUAUUAAAUUUUACAUCAUACAUCAAUUUUAUGAAAAUUUCAUGACUAAUCAAAUGAUGGUAAUAAAAUCUCCUUUUUAAAUAUCAUGUAAUUACAGUAUGAUUUUAGAGGACUUGUGUUGUAUGCUAUCUACACCAAAAACAUUUACCGCAGCUGCAAUUUACACUAUUCUCCUCUAUUUUUUUGACGUCUAAAAAUUACUUAAUUCUUAUUAUUGUUGAAAAAAUAUAGUUUCCCGAAUGGAGUAGAUUUAAUGUUCUGAAUCGGUUAGACCAUAAAAUUUAUAUACCUACAUAUAUAGGUGUAUCAGUGUUUUUUAAAGGUUAACACAUCUGGUGUAAAAUAGUUUAUUCAGAAAUCGGGUUUGGUUUGUACUAUACACAUAACUAUACCUACGACAGAAGAAUACGCAGUCAAUGUCCUAGAUGUAGAUAAUGUACAACGCGAUCAAUGUUCGUAAAGAUAGUGUACAAUGUGAGUUUUUUUUUUAUAUCUCCUGAAAGUUUUAAAAUGUUACUUAUAACUUUUUUCACGGACACUGGCUAAUUGUAAUUUAUAAUUUUUAUAAUAUUAAAUUAUUACUUAAAUCAAUUUAAAUUCUUCUUUAGAUUUUCUAUUACCAAUGGAAAUUUUAUUAAUUGUUUUAUUUUGUAAAACCUAGUAGAUAAUUUUAAAUCUUUAAAAUUUGUUAACAAAUAUUUUAAGAAGUAAAUUUAAUUACAAUGCUGGCCACGGUAGUAAUAAUAAUAUUGUAAAUAAUACUAAUCUAUGCAAUGCUGAAAUCUCUUUGUUUUUAUUAAAACUGCAGAGGAUUUAAAGAUUUAAAGAGUUUAACGAAACUUUUUAAACUUUUGAAGUCUACUUGUUAUUUGUUAAACAUGGACUUCAUGGUUAUGAACUGAUGUUAAAUAGAUUAGGUUUACAGUUUUUAACUGUAACAAGUAUUAAUGAAUAAGGUCUUCCUACAUAAUCGUACGUAUAGGUGGGUUGGUUGAUUGUCCUGUAUUAUUUUUAAGGUAAAUUUUAAUGAUCUGUUACCCUUUGUUUUUGCCACUGUGUAUGUUAAACUAUUCCUUUAACUGGCCAAUUAAUCGAAUGCAGAAUGAUGCAUAUUGCUAAUGAAGACCCAUCUGCUAUAUUUUAUUAAACGUAUUGUAUUGUUAUCCUAUGUUGGCCAUACAUAUUCAAAUCUAUGUAAAUUAUGUAAAUAUUGUACUUGACCCGUGGCCCGUAUUGAAAUAUAAAUAAAUAAAUAAAUUAUAAAAAAAAAAAAUGUAGGACAUAUUGAUGAAUGUAAAAACAAUUAAGUAUAUUAUUAAUGAGUUUUGGUUUGGUCAGGCUACAGAUGAAGAAAUCAGUAAAAUUAAAUAUUUAUGAUAUAAAAUGAGCUGAUACUGGGGACAGGUGUACCAGUUUUGUAGAUGGGAAGUCGGGUAGGUAGAAUACAUAGUUAUUCAAUUUAUACCUGCAACCAAUGAUAAACCAUUGAUAAAGAAAACCGAUUCGGAUCAAAGUUUAGUUUUACAUAUUUUGAAAAGCCUUAAUAUUAUUGAUUUUUAUCAAAAUUAGAUUUUAAAACAUAAAAAAAAAAUAUGAGAUGACACACAAUUUAUUUUUUUCUACUAUGCACGACUUAUAAUGAACCUGUCAAAUUUCAAGCGUUUCUGUUUAGCCUAACAAUUUAAUCCACACAAUAUCUGUCAAAUAAAAAUUAGAUAUUUUUUUCAGUUUUAAAAAAAAACUACAGGCAAAUUCAAAAACCUAAUUACUUGGUCAUCAACUAGAUUCAAAAUUUAACAAUAAAGGUCUUUUUUCAUUUUUCUAUUGGAACAAUGUGAGCAAUGGUAAAAAAAUAAGUAGUAACAAUUUAAAAUAAUGAAAUUGUGCGCCAUAAAUUUGUUCAUUUUUCAUUUUUCGCCUUUUUCCAAUUAUUAUCAAAACUACUUGAAAAUCAUAAAACUUUCUUUCUUCGUGAGCAUCUAGACUUAAAAUUCAACAAGAAAGGUCUCUUAUCCUUUUUUAUAUUGGAGUAAUAUUUCUGGUAGAAAACAUAGUUUCGAAAAAUUGAAAACAAUAAUGAAAUCGGUAAUGGUAUGGCGCGCUGUAAAUAUUAGCCAUUUACCUAUAAUUUUCUUUUGAUUUUUCCUUUAUUAUUUUGAAAAACUCUCAGAAAAUAAAAAAACAUUAUCUUUAGUUCACUAACUAGAUAACAUUUCUUUUCAGAAAAGUUGUUACACUUUAUACAUCUGAACAUAUUUACUUUUUUGUGUACUUAUCCAGCAAGUGUUACAAUAUUUUAAUGGUUAUCCAGUAUUAAAUUUGAUCUAGUGUGUACGUAAAAAUCGAGUUUAAAUAGAGUUUGAGAACUAAUAAUUUUUUUUAUAUUAGCUUGCUUCAUCCAAGAUUAUUAACUUAUAAAAAUAGUAUGACUAUUUUAAAAUUAAAUUGAAAAACAAAAUAUGGACAAAUUGGUUUUACAGAGUACAUGUUGCCUAAAUAGUUGUAAUAGGUACUUGGUAAAAUUAAUAUAACAUUUCUCUAUAAACUUUGAACAUUUUAAACUCAAAAUUAUUUACAUGCUCACAUUAUUAAAAAUUUGGCACAUGUAUAUUUGUGUAUAGAACUAUAUUGUUGUAUAAUAAUUAUGGAUACAAAUUAUAAAUAAACCUUUGGUUAUAUUUCAUAAACUAAAUUUUUUUUUACAAAAUUUGUACACUAAAAUAAAUACAAAAAUAAAUUAGUUUCAUAAAUGACAUGUGAUAAUUAAAAUUAAAAAAAAAAACAAAAUUCAGAAAUUAGGUAGGUACAAAAAUGUUUGUGGAUAUUUUUUCUAGAAAUAUGUAAUGUAAUUUGAAAUACAAAUGCAUAAUAUUAUUAUGUACUACAUAUAUAGUAAAAAUAUAACAUAUAAGUGAUUGUAUGGUUUAAAAAUAAUCAUAUAAACAAGAACAACAUUUCAAUGAAUUAUCUAAGAUUAAUAUUUAUGUCAGUCAAUCACUCAAUCAACUGAUUGAUAUUGUUUUACGAACAUAAAUCAAUUGUUGUAGUACACAUAAAUAAAUAAUAAAAAAUUAUUAUGCGAGGAAUGUAUACAAUAAUAAAUUAUAAGUUUUCUCAAUCAACGGAUGAUGCAAUAAAAACGAUUAGGAACAAUUUGUACAAAUAAUAUAUUGAAGAAAAUUGUGGCAAUUACUUGUCAAGUUCUGUUGUUAUUGAUAUUAUUUAUUUAUUUUUUAGAACAAAAACAAAUAAAUAAAGUAAUGUUUUUUUUAAAAAAAUUUUUUAUAUGUUGACUAGAAUUAUUUUAAUUCUUAACAAAAUACAAUUUGAACCGAGCAUCGUGUUGCAUUAGUAAUGUACUAGGGGGUACACAAUAAAUUCGGGUCAGUAUUUCUUCUAAGUUGUAAGGAAAGUGAAGGACUUUCCUCAUUUAAUUAACUUAACAAUUACACAUAUAUAAUAAUAAUUGUACCUUCUAAAACAAAUUUUGGUUAAAAAACAUAAAAAGUAGAGCAGGUUUUUUUUAACAAUAAGUCAUAAUUAAGACUUAACUCAUAUUAUUUCAGUCUUUUAAGCUUACAAAGAGAGCUACCAAUCACAAAACUACCUCUGGAAGUCAAAUUAUAAUCGCCAUUUUUAAAAUAUAUAAAAAAUAUACAUUUAUACGUAUACAAUGUUUUGAGCAUUUUUACUAGACAAAAAUAAAUCAACUUGUUAAUAAAUUUAAAUAAAUAAAUAAAAAAAACAACACAAAUUGCACGAUUAUAUUAGUACCUAGCAUUAUGAUGGCGUUUAUGCCUUUUUGGUUGACGACUGUUGUGAUGAUGUUUGGACGUAGAUUUAUGUACACACGGUUGUGCAGCAGCACUCAUUACGUUGCCGUCAAGUUCUAGUUCAAAUUUGGCUUUCACUAUGCACCUGGUUGGUGUAGAAGCUCGACUAGAUCCUGAAGAUGGAGGACGCUGUGGUAUAUCAAUAUCGGAUCCACUGUCUGAACUAUAGUCAGAUUGGCUUGAUGGAGAUGGUGAUCUUGAUAAUGACAUCUGAAAAUAAAAAAAAUAGAUUAAUAUACCUGAGUUUAUAUUGGAGUAAUUUUAUGAAGGAAAAAAUAUUGUAAUUUUGUAGAUAGUAUUUGUAAAUAUAAAUUAAUAUUGAAUUUACUUGUGAUUUGGUUGUUUCCAUGUGAGGUAUAGACGUAGAGUGAAAGGAACCCGAUUCUUCAGCAAUGGUAGACAAUGAACUGUCUCUAGGUAUAUAACGCGUUCGAUAAUUACCACUAUUUUUACUUCCUUGUUGUUUUUGAGAAUUACUUCUUCGAGGACUAUUCUUUGGACGACUAUUCUUUUGAUUAUGAUGUGUCCGGGUAGAUGGUGGUGGAGGUACAGAUUGUCUGAUGCUGGUAUAACGAGCCCGUUUUUUAACCGGUUCAGGUGAUGGUGUACUUAUUCGAUCAGGAUAUAUUAAUGGCUUUAUCUAUGUAUAAUUAAAUAAUAAAUAUUAAUAGGUGUAUAUUAUUACAAUGAAUAUAAUUUUUUUUUUCAUGGAAACUUACCUCUGGUGGAGGACCGAACAUAGAUAAGAAAACUGGUAAACAUACAAGACCAUUGAACAAGCCAAACACUGUUUUAGCUAUUAAUAUAAGGAAGUAUGACCUGUAAUAACAAAAAUUAAAUAUGAUUUCUUUUUAAAACUAAAAUAAUUUAAAUUUUUACCUUGAUACAUAGUUAUUUUGAAAGACUAGCAUUAUAACUGCAAUAACUAAUGUAGCACCAGACUGAAGAAUCAUUUUGGACAUGUGCUCCACAGAUAGAUGGGUUCGUCGGUGUCUAUCACCAAUACUCGUAACAAAACUCUGUUCAUUAUAAGAAAUAAAUUAUUAUUAUAAAUAUUCAACAUUUAAUUUUAAUAUAGUUGAAAACUAUUUCUAAAUCUUGAAGAAAUUUAAGUAAUAUUUUGUUUUGGAAUAUAGUAGAAAUAAAUGUUUACAGAUAUUUUAAUUAAACAAAUUACAUUAUUUUUGAUAUUGAAUGUGUAAGACUUGACAUAACCAAAAUUGGUAUAAAAAAAACCUAAACUUUGAAUUGUAUAUUUUAUGACAUCUUAAUAAUUAUAAAUUCUCUUAACAACCCAUAGGUUGGUUUGUAGGUAUUUAUUACUUAUAGACAGUUUUUUUUAUCCAUAAAAUGUAUAUUACUAUUACAGUGUAUUAUUUUUACACUCACCAAGCAAAGGUGAAUGGUGAAUUGUACUCCAGUGCCCACUGUACCAAUUAAUAGCACAACUGGUAUAGCACUGAAUUUAAUGUCAGCAAAUCCCAUGAAGCCCAAAAUUUGAAUAACAAGUACAGCAGCCAUGAAUAAUAUUAUAAGAGCAGCUCGUACAUUACACAGAAACAAUCCACAAAUUAAAAAUAAAAACAAAAAUGCAAAUGUCAUGGCUACACAUAAGUAUUGGUGAAGUUCUUGGUAUUGUUCCCAGUACACAAAUGGGAUACCCGAGGGGUAGUUGGGCAAUCCACGUUCAUCAUAUUGUUUACAAAUGCCACGCACUGUUGAUAUGAAUUUUGUUAUAACAGGUGUUUCAUAUAAAUAACUGGCGUAGAAUGGCAUUUGAGCAUAGAUGAUCGGCGAUGACUUGACAAUUUGCAAAUCAUAAUCAUUAGCAACGUGUGUCCAAUGACGAGGUUCUGGUCGGAUGUUGGCUUGUGACGCACCAUAUGCCAGUAUGUCGUUAGACACCCAAGCAGUCAGUAAGUUGUAAAAUGUCUCUUCAUUAAUAAUGCCAUUUUCAUCAACUAAUCUGGCAUUCAAUACUAAUGAUUUGUCAAUUGGAUUAUCACUGUUACCAGUCUGCACAAGUAGCUUAUAACCGAGGAUACCGUUUUCAGAUGCACACGACUCCCAUCCUUCUUGAGUAAUGCACUUUUUUGUCCAGUCUUUAUCAAAUGCUUUUUGCAAUCCUAUAGGACAAAUUUAAACACUUAAAUAUGGAAUACAAUAAUAUUUCCUUUGUGUUAUUAUCUAAUAACUAAAAUUGCCAGCAUUUCUUACCUAAUAACCAUUCUCUGAAUAAUGUAAGCCACAUCUGAGGUAAACCACCAUUAUCGUUUUUCAAAAUAUUUGGAACACGCAUGAAUGCAUCAUGAUAUUCAUACAGUAAUUUUUGAUUAGUUGGAUACUCAAAAUCACCUCGUGUCACUGCAUACAUGUUGUAAAAGCCAAACAUCUGACCGUAUGUUCCGAGAAACUUUUGUUCGUUAGUGCCAUUGGGCACCAUUUCAGGUAAUGUUAAACCUGCUUGUAUUCUAGUAAUACCCCAUACACUAAUGCCCAACACCAAAAUAAACAUUAAAAUGACACGUAUGCGACAAGUACUAGUUGUCAAAUAAUGGACAUAUCUCUGUGCGAUAUCUUUAGGACUCCAAUCACAACAAUGGUUUUUUGUUAUUUCUAUAGGUACAUCUUCAUUAUCUGAACCAGGAUCUCUCUGAUGGAAAAAUAAAGAUUAUUAUUCAAAUUUCAAAAUAUUUAACUAGGUAGAAUGUAACUUACCAUUAAUAGAUUAGUAUUGUUUGAAGGAGUAGGUGAAUCUGGUUUUCUAGUAAAUUGUCUCAUUUGAUCAUCAAUUGUACUUGCUGUUCCAAGAUAAUGAUUAUUGUUGAAAAACGGCCAUUUUAAGUCUUCAGACGGAAAACAACAAAAUAUAUCUAUCCUCGCACUUCUUCUUCUACGUACGUCAAAGCUAAUAAGUGAUGUAAUGCCAAAAAAUGUAGUAACAAAAACAAAUAUGACCAAUAUAGCGAUCUGCAAGCAGAAUGCUCGUAAUGCAGGAAUUGGCACUACAGCAGCAGUCAAAAAAAUUGAUACAAUGAUGAGAGUUGUCAUUAGUAUAUUUGUUCCAGUAGACUUCAAUACCAUUCCAACCUGUUUUUUACCCAUGUAACCAUUGUAUGUCUGAGUCUUGAAUAAAUAAAUACAAACAUGUUAUAAAUUGUUAUCUUUAAUUUAUUUUAUUUAUAUAUAGUACACUUACAUUGUGAUCGAAUCCUUGAGUUGAUAAUCGUUCAUAACUGAACAUCAAUAAAAACAUGUUGUUUACCCCUAAUGCCGAUGAAAUUGAUAUAACAACCUAUAACAUUUAAAUACAUUGAUAGUAUAAAUAUAAUGUUUGAUUUAUAGAAGUAUGUGGAUAAAUAAGAGUAUAUUUUGUUUUAUACAUACAGGUAUGGUAGCAGAAUGAAUUUGAAUGCCAAUAAGACAACAGAAAGCAAUGCCAGAUGCAAUUGAAAACAUUAUUAAUAGGAGACUAAAUAGACCAAUGAUUAAUUGAGACCUGACAGCAUCAAAUAAAUUUAUUUGCAUAAUGCAAACAUAAAGGACCUGUAAUUGAAAUUUAAUUAAUGGAACCGUUUUUAUAUAUUUUUUAAACAAUUGAAAAAACAUACCAUUAUGAAACAUCCAAUGUAAAUUAAUUUAGGUUCCAAGAAAUCGUAUUGACUAAGUAAAUCAUUCAGUAACAUAGUUGAAAAAGUAUAAAAAUUGUAUGGAGCCAUUGUGGGAGAUUUGAGAACUUUUUUGACUUCCUACAAACAAUUUUUAAAAUAUAUUAAAUAAUAUUGUAAUAGGUAUUAUAAUAAAUACAAGUUAAGUAAAAUAUAGGUAAAUACAGAACUGUGUUAGGAGAGGGGGGCUAAUUAGUACAUCUUCAACAGUGUGCCUUAUUUUUUUUCAAGGGGAAGGUGUGAUUAUAUAAAUUAUUUCUUACACAAUAUAGAGAUCAGUGUUUUCGAUUUUGGGGAUCGCACUUUUAUGAACAGAUGGAGAGAUUGAGGGGGCAAGAUGCUAUUAAAUUUUUGCCUUAAGGCACUAAAUGGCUUAACACAGCUCUGGUUAAAUGUGUUAUAAUACUAACCUCAUUGAAUUUCUUUUGCCAAGUUUUGAGCACCAACGCAGCUUUCUCUUGAUCCCAUGAGAAAUGUAAUACUUUGUAGCUUUGUAACCAAAAUUCAUAUAGUUCUUUUUCGCCCAUUAACUGUAAUACUGACUGCAAUGCAUCAGCACUGUGAACAUUUUUUUAUGUACGCAUAUUCAUUAAAUCAUUAUUAAUACAAAAUAAUAAUAUAAACAUCCGACAAUUUGAUGAUGUAAAUUACUUUUGUAUGUAUCCAGUUUUGUUCUGGGCCAUACCACCCAAUAACAACUCUUUAGGCCAGUGCAUAUAUUUACUGGCAAAUCCUCGACAACCAUUAGCCAAUUCCGUUCCGAUGUCCGGUAUCUGUAAAUUAAUCAAAUCGAUAUUAUUUCAAUUAAAUUGUUGACGACGGAUAAUGUACGAAACUCGAAAUAAUUAUUUUUUAUUUUUAUUUGUAUAACAAAUCUCUAUUUUUACACGUUUAACCCGUACGACGACGGCAUUUACAACAGACGGCUUGUUUGAAAUGCAUACACAUAGUUAUCAUUUACAAAAAGGAUGUGGGUACAGGAAAUGUGGGCGUUGAUUGUGUUCCCCUCGUCAUAAACGCCCGGUGUUUUAAGACAACAUAUAAUGUUCUAAUUAUGUUUCAAGACAGUGGUGUACGGUGCGCGUUCAUCAGUUUCGUAGUCAUUAACGGCGGCGGCGCACAGAGCCCCGGCCAUUUGAAAUCACAAAAUACAGUGAAAUUGUUAAUCGCGUUCAAGCGAAAUACUAUUUAGACGCGUUUAUUAUUGUUUUUCGACACGCGGUUACGCGUUGAUUUUUCUACGGGACUUGCGAUUUGCAGACCGCGGCGGCGCGGGCGAAAACCCCGUCGGCGGACAGUGCCCCGUACCCGGAGAAUCGACGUGCCGCCCGGGGAAAGGUUAUUCGACGAUUUUCGCGAACAAUCGUAAAACGCAUACGACCAUAUUACGGCGGCGGUACCCAGAACUAUUGUUGUGUUUUCGAAUUCGUUUGCCGGUAACCGUUUACGAACAACCGACGGCCGGUUAUGGACGCCGUCCGUCGGAUUUGCAGGAAAACAAUAAAUCGCGGUCGAACGUGACCGGAACUGACGAAAUCCGCGCGCGCAAACGACAAUCGGGAUAGGUUAUAAAUGAAUUUCUCCGAACGGCCGGCGUCGCCAACACGUCUAAAACGCGCGGUCCGACGAAUCCGUUCCCGCGUUGUGUUUCUUCGCUCGUUUCGCUUUUGCCGGUGUUGUCCGGAAAAUUUCGUUUACGAAAAGUUAGAACAAUGGGUGAAAAAUGACGAAUCGAUAUUGAGAGUUGAAAAUUUAACCGGUCCGAGUAGGUCGGGUUUGACCUGCCUACAAACAGGACCGUAGUAUUUCGUUUGUUUCACACUGGUAGGAAAACGUAAAUUGUCGACCACGACGACAGGCAACGCGAAACGCGCAAAACGAUUACUUAUAUUAAAUUCGUAAUAAUUUUUUUUAUAGGUAACGUAUUGUUUUUCGCAGAAUUUGGUUAUUUUUCCGACCGAAGAAUUACCAGUGACUACAAAAGAAAUAUUACCAAUAUAGUAUUAUAAUUCCGGUACGUGUGUCCGCAUCGUGUUCCGGUGACGUAUUCAAGGGAGAAGGUCAGGGAGCUACAUGUCCUCCCUCGACAUUUUUUUUUUUUUUUCGUAGCUAUUAUUUAUACAAAUACUGAAAUACGUGUUUUGCGAAUUCGAAUUUCAUUACUUUUUAGUCAGAAAUAUUGAAAACGCGCGUGUUCCUACCAACCUAACCUAACCUACCGAGUUAAAAAAAUCAAAAAAAAAACCCCUAACAAUAGAUAAUUUUCCCUACAUAAAAUAUAGACUUUUCAGUUCUUUAUGGUUAUUUGAAAUUACGCUCGAGUUUUUGAUUUUUAUGCUAAUACAAUUGUUUUGGCCCGGUAAAAAUGUUUUAAACGAGUGAUUCGUCGCAAGCUGUAUUUAUAGCGAUCAAAAUAAAAUAAACGCCGAGCCACUGCGGUCAGCCGCUCAGGUAAAUAUUUUCUUUCUCAAUACAUUUUCUCGGUUAGUGAAAAUGCUCUUCGAUACGUGAAUGCUCAAAUUUUUUCACGCAGUACCUCAUAAGCAUUUCCGCCGGGUCGCAUCUUACGGAAAUAUUUAUCGUCAUUAUCGGCUUUUCACUCUAUAGAUCCUGUUUUUUUUUUAUUUUGGAUAUUGGAUUCCCUUGGCAACAAUGGAAAAACACACCUAGUUUAUUAUUCAACUCAGAAUCGGUUUAAGUUUGAAAUGAAAUACCAUUGCGUACAGUCAUAUAAACUAAAUCACCUUAUAUACCUAUCCAAUCCUAUACCUUCUCAACUCUCUAAUUUUACAACAGAGACGGCUCACGUAUGGAUUUUUUUUUAUGAAAAUUCACCUUAUGAUUCACCUAUUUACCUAUUCGCCCACGAGAAACCAAUUAGUUUUUUUUCUGUUCCGACACAUCUCAAAAUCUCACGGGCCUCCUCACUCAACCGAGUCCCGGACCUCCCUAUCGCACCGAUAUUUUAUGCGUUUAACGAUAUUACGUAACAUAGAUUUACAUUUUUCGCGUUGGGAAUUUUGCUCGGGUACAGGAAACCGCGCAGGAGAGCACGGCCAGUUUAAAAUCGAAAACGCGCACGGGGAACGCGUGGCGGCGGCAGGAGACGAAAUACCGGCGACUGCCUAGGUGGCUGGCUGUAGGCGGACGGUUCGAACCGCGGCAACAAUCGGGAAAAACAUCGCAUUAUCGUACGGUCACCCCCGCGGUAUAUUAUCCGGCGGUCGCGGAUGCCAUUUAUCAUAUUUUUAUUGUAUUGCAUUAUUCGCAUUGUGUCGCGGCGGUGUAACGCGAUCUGAUUCGGGUGGCGUAAUAAUGCGAAAUCGUUUCGCUUUGUCCAAGACGUUUUCGGCGGUUCCUCUAUUCACGAGAUUAUUUUCACGCGACAGAAGAAUGAGAACAAAAACUGCGGUGCGCGUCGUGCGGGCCCUUCGAGAACGCAGUGACGCGAGAACGACGGCAGGUGAACGAACGGUUUUUUUUUUCGUUUGUUCUUUUUUUUUUUUUUUUUUUUUUUUUUUUUUUUUUUUCUCUCUUUUUUUUUCGCGAACGUUUAUUAUGUCGGUCGCGCGCGAAUCGCGACCGACGGGGGACGGGUGAGAGUCGGCGGCGGCGGUGGCGGCGGGUGGCUUCGGACGCGGCCGGACGAGCCGUUAAAUUGUUACGAUCGGGUGGCACGUUAUAAAGUCACGAUGGGAGCCGCUGCCGGCCGUACGCAGGUAGGCGAACCCGGCGCGCCGUUGCGAACGACCGGGGUCCGUCGUCGCGCGGUUCCGAGAAAAAAAAAAAAAAAUAAAUACUUAUAAAGACGCGCGAGGAUGAAGCUGUUCGGGUUUCAUUGGACACGCACAUACGCGUACCGCGGCCCCGCUAUAAUAUACGCGCGCGCGCGCGAGCGGACCGAAAGAAACGGGGACCACCCGCGGCGCGAACCGACGACGGCGACUGCGCUGAGUUGCCAUUUACGCGCGGCGGCCGCGGAGCAGCGCCGCGACACACAAACGCCAAAAAUAAAAACGCACGAAAUAUUAUUAUUCCGUGAUUUAUCGCGCGGCGCUGUUCCGCGCGCGCGUUGUCGCCGCGGCGUCGGACGCGACGCGUCGCGGAAAACGGCAGUGGGCGUCGGCGCGCGCGCGCGCGCGCGGGGGGGGGGGGAAUCGGUUUUUCCCCUCAUCCCCCCCGGCCAACAAAUUGGCCCACCGACAUCGACGGGACCACCCCCGUCGAAAUCGCAUACGGCCCGCGUGCGUUCGUAAUCCGCCGAAUGCCACUUGGCACUUUUUAAUAAAUUAACAAUAAUAAUAAUAAUAACAUAAUUUAUUAAUUACCGAAUUCCGUAGGAAAUGUUUGCGUUUUUUUUUUUUCUAUAAUUGGACGAAAACACAACACGCGCACGCACGUCGAUUAUAUUAUUGUACCGCACGUGUACUACAAUGCCGCGUAUAAUAUCGCGCGCGCAUUCUCCGAUCUAUUUUAUAUUACACGACGCAUGUAUACACAGUGAAAAUAAGAUACGAACGAUAUAGUGUCUAUCGCGGAUAUCGGCCCGCAUCCACGGGGGUAACGCACACGGACGGGUAAACAUUCCCGAACCCCCCUGCCCCCUUCACCUUUUUUUUACCGAAUACGGCCGUAAUAAAAAUCAAAAGUAAGGCGGUAUUUGUGUGUGUGUGUGUGUGUAUGUUUUUUUUAUGCGAAGGAAUGCCCGGGCGCUGCGGAGCCAUUGUGUACGGCCCAAGGCCUAUUAUAUCAUAUUAUACAUAGGUAGGUGGGUUAUGUGCCUCGACCGUAGUAAUGAAGGCAUCACCGGCCCGAGAAUGAUGGCUCCAGAGUGUGUGCACGCGGCGGCGCACAGGCAGGCGGCCGCGCGCGCGUGUGGUCUCCUCGGGUCCGCCGGUAUACCGACUUCAAUUACCCUGGGCACCGGAGAAAUAAUAAUAAUAAUAAUAAUGAAAAAAAAAAAAUAAUAAUAAUAAAGAGAAGGCGGGCGGGCGGGACGGGUAGGGGGAACGAGUGAGAGUCUGCGUUGCGUGCGUGUGCGCGCGCGCGCGCGCUCGCGUGUGUAGGUACCUAUACCUAUACAAGCCGCCGCCGCCGCCGCGUUCGGCCGUAUGACAGGACCGUGGUAGUUUACGCCGCACUGCACGCAGAGACUUGCCGGCGAACGACAAUGCCUCCCAAGAGGUCUUUGUUAUGCAAAUAAGUCAAACAUUUUUAUAUAUUAACGAGGCGGCGGGGGUGCGGAGCCUAAAUAUGUUACGGAUAUAUUGGCCGGAUCGUAUACGCAGGUAGAUAAUGUAAUGUUAUUUUUACACGGUACGGGUUCUGAUAUUGUUAUUUAUUAUUAUUAAACGGCCGAGUAGGAACGGCGGCGGCGGCGGGAUGAACGCGACGCGGUCGUCACGUUACGGGCCGCGCGGGAGUUGUUAUGGAACAGACGCGCGGAUAAAUAGAUGCGUUUGGACCGCGAACACGACGCGUAGGACUUUUCCUUUUCUUCUUCUUCCAAACGCGCUUGACCUAGAAAACGCGCUGCUGCACGGCGACGGCUACGAAAGGAAUUCCCGAUUUCGUUUGUCCGCGACGAUAUUGUCGGCCGUACACGGUACGUUUUUUAUUUGUUUUUUUCUACAGUAAUUACGAGCCCCGGACGCGUAAUAACGUUCCCUACGACACUCGAAAAUCGAAAGAUAAAUCUCCCCCGUCGGCAUUUUUUAAAUUCGAUUUUUUUUUUUUUUACUUUCUGGUCGAAAAAAAUCAAAAAUUCGUCGGCCCCAUGUAAAUAAUAAUUAUAACAAUAAAAAAAUAAAAAAUCAAGCAACAGCAGGUACGUUUCUUUGUUAAAAAAAAAAAAAACGAAACGGGUCUUCGAAACGAAACUUUCUGUAAAGGAGAUUCUUCUUCUCCUUAUGCUCGGAAUAGGAUAAAUAAACUAAUUCAUAAUUAUAAUUACUAUAACAUUUCGAUGUUUAUCGAUUAAUCGAAUUGCAUACAAAAAAUACAAGGAUUUAAAAUCGUAUCUUUUGUUUUUGUUUUACGUCUAUAGGGUACAGUCUAUUAUACAAUAUUUCAGAAUUCUAUAUCUCCCUCCCCCCUUGGCGAAAUUCCAAAUACGCCACUGGCAUCGCGACGGUGUUUAGAUCCGAUUGAUGCAAACGUAUAGAAUCGAUACCUAACCUAACACAAGAUUUCAACGAUAGUUAUUUUUUCGUUAUUAUUGCAUAUUCGCGUAGAUUACAUAGAAUAAUCCACAUCGAUUGGCAUUAAAAAACAAAAAAAAAAAAUAAAAUUAAUAACAACAGUGAGUUCAUUUAUUUAUAAAACCUAUUAUGUGAAAAACAGCCACGUUUGUAGAAAAAUACAGGAAUAACUCGGCGCAAUAUUGUAAAACGCAUUCGUUCCGUUUUACCCGGGCGCCGUUCUCAUGACCAAACAUUCCGCUCUGUUAUUGAGCGUUUUCCCCCGAUGGCCCGGCGAACACGAUGCUGCACCGAAGGGAGUCGGUGUCCCCUAUAAGAGCACCGAUCAUCUGUUAGCUAACCGGCGAAAAGUCACCGCGGUGGUGAAGAUAAAGCAGCGAAAAAAAAAAAACAGCAAACGUCCAUGACCGUCGUAUUCGAAACCCUUCGGGAAAUCCUUCAAGAAAAACCACCAGAACGCGUGUCCGGCCGGCCGCACGAUAAGACGGGUGUCUGUUUGAAACUAACAACGCCUCAUCUGGCCAAUCGGAGAGUUCCGUUUGCGUGUGUCUGUGACUCGUUUCAAAGUAGAUAACGUUAAUACGCGACCCGGACGCGCGCGCGUGUUUAUGCAAAGCCCGUAUUUUUUUUCCCCGUUCGUUUGCGUCUAUAAAUAAUCGCAUGUGUUUACUAUGCGAUGUUAAAUAAACAAAAUAUUCGGGAAAUGUUUGUUUUUUUUUUUUUUUUUUUUGUAAGAAAAAAACAUUCACGAAUCGAAAUAUUAUUUACUUCCUAUCGCGCGCGUAAUUAGUACAAUUAAAUCACACGGGUUCGCCAUAAAUAACACCGAAAACGUUACGCGAGCUGACAAAUUUACGGCCGCGUCACUUUACGAAUUAAUUGCGCCCGGAAUCUAAUGCAGACCACCACGUGCCGCCGCAUACCAGUUCAACGGGUUGAAUUAUAUUAUUUUAUCGUGUCAAUGGUAGCUGGGUCGCGGACACCGGGGUAAAUAUUGUAAAUUGCAAACUAAGGAAUCGGGUUUCACGGGUCAAAAAAUAAAAAAAAUGUUCGAAUUGGGUUCCGUACAGACAUCAGUCAACUAACCGCAGUUGGGCACACGCGCAGUACUUGUUAUAACUUACGUGUAGUGUAUGGAAGUGAAUAUGGUCACAAUGUUAAGUGAAACAAAUAAAAAAAAAUUCCACGUGACUAAUGGUUUUAUGUACAGAUCCCUAACAAAAAAAAAACUACCGGGAAAGGAAACGUCGACCGGUAGAUUUGUACAAAGAGACGUUGUAAAUCAUUUUACUACCAUGUGUAUGUGUGUGUGUGUUUUUUUCCUUUUUAAAUACACGGCUUAAAUAAUACCGAGGAAAAGUUACACCGACGAACGAAACCGUUACAAACAUAUUGAAACAUACUGAACAGCGGAUUGGAGAGGGGCGAGCUUUGAGUAAUAAGUUAAAAAAAAAAUCAACCACCCGUGUGAACGCCCUAUAAAAAUAAUCCGUUAAAAUCUAUGUAAAAUGGAAGGGAAAUUGAUGACGGUUAGUAAUUCUGUUUUAUUAUUAAAAAAUGACAGUUCAUUGGAACCAAUUCGUAUGUUACCCGUAUUAGACCACCCAGAAAUCGAUUCACAGGCCGUCCUGUGUAAACUACACGUGUAAGCCUUAAAUGUUUACUACAUUUCGUUGCAAUACAAGUGACAAAAACAACUUACCUUUUUGGUUUUUUUGUUCGGAGCCGUAUCUGGACAGUCGGGAUCUUCCGGGUCUAAGCACAGUUUAUCUUGGUAACCUGAAUUGAUUCCUGCCUAAACGUAAACAUUAAUAACGUAAAAUAAUUAAUUAGCAUGCUAUUAUAUUUAAAAGCGAUUUUCUAUUCCACCAACGAUUACUUACUCGUUUCAUGUAAGUUUCAAGCAUAUCGAAUGGAAAAUUCGAGUCCCCCAUGGCUUUAAUAGAUUUCAUUAGACUUUGAGGAUUUAAAUUUGUCCAUUUAAUACCGUUUCCGACAUUACUGAAAAAAAAACGUACCGAAAUUAUUACUAAUGUUACAAUAUAUUGUCGGUAUAAUAUAUAGGGAUUAAAUAUGCUACUUACGGGACGUUUAUAGGAUUUUCUGGGCCCAACAGUUUGGAACCUUCCCAAAAACAAUCUAAAGGAGUAAUUAUUUCACAAGGCAUCAUACUUUCAAAUAUCUAAAAAAAAAAAAAAAACCAUAACGCCUAUUAAUAAAACAAUUUGAGAUCGCGGAAAUGUAUAUAAAAACUACUCACAUUGUCUAUAUAAUGGACUUCGAAAUCCGGAGGGCUCGGCGACACGCAAAUGUCUUUGAGACUCCAUGUCCUGUUUACGAAAAUAAACGUCAAUUAAUCCCGCGUCAAACGUGUUCGAUAAUAGACAAGCGAUGAUUUUACGAAAAAAAAAAAAAAAAAAAAAAACUUACACGUCGAAUAGGUUGACUGUGACAUGAGAGGCGGCUCUGAGGAGCUGCAGAUGAGCGAGCAGCGCUUUUUUAUGGAGAAGCCGCUGUCGAGGCACUUCCGGAGAAGUGGCCUCUUUGGCUGUUUGCGUGACCAACAAGUGUAUGACGCUUUCCGUCUCGCCCAGCGCCGAUUCCGAAUAACGCAAUUCCGUUUCCAGACGUCCUCCCGCUAAACGAGUCGAAAAAAUAAAUUUGAAAAAAAAAAACCACUCGGGUUAAGUCCACUGCAUCCGCGUUUGCGGUAUAACAUUUCUUUGGACCCGCGGGGAGAAGAAGGACUUGAGUCAAUUUCGUAUGGGUAUAUACAUAGUAUCCAAUGAGACGACGACACGUCCUAAUCAAAUUUUGAUAAUAUACAUACAUACGCAUGCAAUUUAAAGGGGGGAGGGGAAAUCAAAAAUGCCGAAAAUUAAGCUCUUCUUCCCCGGGACCAAAGAUUUAUUCGUGUUUAUCGACAAAUGACUUACACUCGACCCAUAGUUGAUCGAACUGCGAGUUCCGGUCGAAAGCCUUGAAUCCGGCCAACAGAACUCCGAGACCCAGCAACAGGGGCAGGAAGAACACAUGUGUCUUGCGAUGGAUCGACCUUCCCAACCGCUCCAGGCACUUUUGUUCCCAAGCUCUAAACCGCACAGCGCACAAACGUCCCGAAGCUUUGCCCUGCAACACGUCCAGUAGGUCGUUAUUAACCGUGGUACUUUUGUGAAUUUCGCGCGAUGCCGAUUUGGAGGGCUCGGCGCGACAAAACAGGACGGGUCCGUUUUUCGCCGGGAAUCCGGUCGAACCGGACGAGUCCUUAUCACUUGUAUAGCUGGGCAUUUUUUCCGUGUCUAGUAGACGGACUGCAGCGCAUUGUAAACGUACGGCGUUUAUCGCGAAACUAUCAACAAGUGUCGUUUUUCGCAGAAAAAAAAAAAAAAUAAAAAAUACGCCGACUCGCUCUGCCGCCGCACCGAGCCCUCUUAUCACGUUCGAUUCGUCUCGACGAAUUAUCCACGCGCGCGUAACACGAGGAAAUAUUUGAACUGGCCGGCGGUAUAGGCGCGUUUCGACAAGACAUUAUGAGAACCCCUGUAUCACGAACGGUGGGAGCGAUAUGCCAGCUGGAUGUUACUUCCUCAACGCACUUAUUAUACGUGCAUACGUAUACAUAUAUAUAUAAAUAAUAGUCUGUACGUAUGCGGUAUACGUAUAUGCGUGUACACAAUGUACGUAUACGGUUGUGCGGGGACCACAUUGUGUUGCGUGAAGUCACGGGGACCACCCAGACGCCUCAAUUACGGGGGAAUAUACGGGCCGCGAGAGAGAGCGACAGACCGGGGGCUUGGUCGCGCAACAUGUAAUCAUUCUUGGUAGCGACGCGCGCGUAAAUACACCGAACGGACGUAUUAAAAAAAAAAAAAAUAAUAAAAAAAUAUAUAUAUAUAUACAUAUAUAAAAACACGGCCCGCCGCCGCCCGAGAAGAAGAGAUUCGGGUCAAAAAAAAUCAGCGUGCCUGUAUAAUAUCGGUCGCGUUAUAUCCCCCACCCACCCGUUUUAAAGGCCGUAAAUUAUCACCGGUGCUACACCACUGCAGAUACGGGUUAACAACGGCGAUAAAAUCAUAAUCUCCUCCACCCCCCCCAGGGUUUAAGCGGGCGACGAGCUAUUAGACAACGACUACCGCACGAGAGGCGUCGCGCUUGUAUUAUUUGUGUUUUUUUAAAAAAUCGAAUAAAUCACCGAUUAAUAUUACAUUACGCACACCGGAUUCUCGAAUACUGUCCCCGAUGAUUACCAAAGAUUUCCGUAAUUAUUAAUCGAACGUUUGUACGUCGAUUUACCCACUGCCGGUUUUAAACGUUACUUCGUAAUUACCGGAUUUGGCUCUGGGGCCUCGCGCUUUUAUGGGGUACCUAUACAAAUUUAAAAACGUUUAUAAUUUGCACAGGGCGCCUCGCAAACCACAGCGCCGGCGCCGUCGAGAGUGUCGGUCCACGGUCGGGUUUUUCGCGAGACGGUAAAUCGCUAACGACGGAGAUUGACGAUCGAAAUGUUUGGUAAUCGCGCGCGGAAAUCUCACGGGAAGGAAACGUCAACGAAAAAUCAACGGUAUUCCGGAAUACGGUGUACACGACGACCGGUGAUUUACCCCUCGGCUGAGACACGAUGGGCACUUUACACUGUCGAUAGUUUGAACGGACUAUCGAAUAUUUUUUCCCCGACAAUCGAACGGUUUAACCGAAGUUGUUCCCAUCACCAUAAAGCAUUACCGACGACGUGUACACGGGGAACACGGUGCUUGGGCGCGUUGCGAAUAAAAACGUGUUGGAAGCGGCCAGAGUAUUAGCGAACGCUAAGGUGGAUUUAGUAUACCCAAUCCGCUUCGAAUCGGAUAGAAUUAAGAAUGGAGUCUAAGAGUAGCGGGUGUAGCGGAGAAAAACCGAAAGAAAGCAUCAUAUGCAGUACGGCCGAUACCUACGUGGACACGCCGAUAGAAAGAGACUAUGUGGCAGUCGAGAAGUUCCAGUGAUACAAGUUUGGUGUGUGUGUGUGUGUGUGUGUGUGUGUGUGUGUAACAGUAGACGGGGUAAACCGCCGAACAAAAGUGGCUAUAUAGAGAAUAGAGGUUAUUUAUUAUGUUGGAAGAGACGCGGAGGUCAACAGUAAAAGUAACGGAAUCGCUGUGCAAGAUAUAAGGGCGAAGUGAGGAGGCGAUGUAAAAAAAUCGAAUUACUUUCGUACUUGUAUAGAGAUUGGAGACGGUGGCGGUUUUAUCUAUAGCGAAACGAAUAUUCGGCAGAAAGCGGAUCUGAACUUUUUCCGUCCCGACUCGAGAUCGAUCUUUUUCGCAUUAAUUAAAUCCUAAACAACAAAUCGUCAAUUAUCUAAUCAAAUAUCGCCCAAUAAAAUUACGUGUAAAGACUCUAGAGUAUACGGCGAAUUCGAAUCUAUUUGCAGAAUUCGUAAUAGAGAAAAAUGGCAGGAAGAUAUGUUUGACCCCGAGACCCAGACAGCUUGAGUCCACGAACGCGUGCAUCUAGGCGGGAAAUAGGAAAAUUGGACGGCGGGACGUUGGUAGGGCGGAAAAUAAAUAAAUAUGGCGUUUUUCCAUAGUUCGACAUUCUUAUUUUUACCCUAAGACCAAUAAUCGUUUUCAAUUCCCCAUAUUAUAAUAUAGGUUCUUUCGUUUAAGCAACUAUAUCAACUAUCGUUUCUACUAAUUGAAAAAAAACACACGCACGCAAUAACUAUCCGGUUUACUAUUAUUACGGUAAAAGUAAACGUUUAGAUUUAACAAUGUGUUAUGACGAGAGUAUAGAUAAGGAAUGAGUACAUACAAGAGGUAACUCGGACGUGGCUCCUAUAGUAGAAAAAAUGAAAGAUAAUACUGAUCGAGGAGGAGAUGGUUCGGGCAUGUCACGAAGGGAGAGUAAUCGGAAACGGUAAGAAUUUUAAGGAAAAUUAACGUAGGAUUAAAAAGGGCUGAGGAAUACCGAAGAAGAGGCGGUUGGUUGCGAUCGAGAAUGAUACGAGGACGGCCGGUGUAUGCGAGGUGGGAGAUCGGGUCAAGUGGAAGUUUCGAUGGAGGGUGACCGACCCCACAACGUCGGGAUGAAGGCGAAGGAGACGAAGACCAACAAAUAGACGUAGGUAUGUAGAAAAAAAAAACGCCACCCCCGGGCCCUUUUGUUAAUGUGAACGCGCGUAACGGUACCUACAAAAUAUUAUAUUAUUAUUACACACUGCCAGAUGGUCGAUACACGUCGUCGUGUACGAAUUCAUCGAGUCGAGUUCUAUACGGUUAUUUUCUCUGAUGAAUUUUUUUUUUUUUUUUUUAAUCGUUUAUCGAACCAAACACUAAUAACAAUAACCGUAGUAAAGGCGAUAAAUAAAUUUAAGGUUAUUGGUAACACGGUAUACAUUUUAGACUUAAACGCCAGACGAAAUUUCAAUUUUGAAUUCCCCGGGUUCUUAACUGGGAUACGUCGGUGACGGACAUUUUCUCAACGGAAAGCGUGAAAAAAAUUUGAUCGUAUUUCUGAAAAACGUCCGAACAUCGUUUAUUCAGAGUAUUUGUUCCCUUUACGCUUACGGCAAAAAUAAUAAAAAUUCAAAAAAAAAAAAAUCCCAUCGUAUCCUGUGCUACAGUCAACGAAUCUAACGAACAGUGCGUUUUCGAAAUUGAAAUUGGUCAAACGCGAUUGCCGCAGUUUUGUUCUGGACGUCGCGGCCCGCGAUGGACCGGUGGGAAAAGUCACCACCAACCCCAUUGACGGAAGAGACGCGCGACAUUAUCAACCGACAAUAUUAUGCUCGUAUACAGAGCGGUUAUUAUAUUUCGUGACGCUCGUUUACGACCAACACCCUGUACAAACACAGUUGUACGCAUAAGGUUCGCCGAGUGUAACAAUACACGCGCUCGCGCUCGAAAAGCGAAAGGCGUUUUUUAUUACGACUUAUGAGUAAUUACGCCAUAUUUUUAUUAGGAAACCGAAAAAAAAAAAAAAAAAAAAACCGAUUUCGCGGCGUUCGAAUAUUUAUUUCGUUUUACGUUUUUAUUGUAACUACGGAAAAGUUCCGAGAAACGAAAAAAACAAAAAAUACACACGUUGGCGGCUUAUUGCGGCGAAAAAAUCCGAAACCGUAUACGCUGCAGGUACCGAACACAUACGCGGAGUGAAAAAAAAAAAAAACCGAUUUCGCGGCGUUCGAAUAUUUAUUUCGUUUUACGUUUUUAUUGUAACACGUGACGUCGCGUCGUACAUUAUUUUUAAUUGAAACGACACGCAUUUUUGCCGCGUCCAACCCUCCCCCCCCCGCGUCCCCCUCAAUACACGGGGUAUCGUUUCCUUUUCGAAACGGUGACCGGGUAACCGCCCACGCCCGUGACCGCGGUAACCGUGCCGGAGGAACGGCUCCUCGGAUAUAAUAUUAUUCCGCGUAUAGGUAUCCGCCGGAUACUAUUGUAAGACCGGCGCGGCGCGAACCGUUUGUCGGAGCGCUUUGACGUUUCAAAAGAUAUUAUACAUAGGGGCGUAGGGUAUAAAACGUGUUUAAUGAACCGGCGCACGUUUCCCGACAAAAAACACACACACAAAGGGACAUCGCACAAUAAUAUAAUGGGCAGUUUUGGCCGAUUUCCAAAUUGUCCUGCCACCGCCGCCGCCGCCGUAUGGGACACACGUUUCGAAAGACACGAAACCGGAUCGCCGUAGUCGCGUAUAGUUAAAACGAUAUACUUGGGAGGUCCGGUCCCGCGAGACUGUAAUACCGCUCGCCGACGAGGGACGGUCGACGAGGGCCGGGCGGAGGGUGUGCGCGACGUCUCGGGGGCGCAGCGUUUGCCGUGAACCGAAUUAACGUGCACGUUAUUGUUGUGUACAGAUCGAAACGGAAAACGGAUGUCCGCCGCGUUCAUAGGCGGAACUAGUAGGGAGGGGGGGGGGAGCGGUUUAACCAUAGAUAAUAAAGUUAUGGUAUCCGUACCGUAUCAGUGUUGAAAGAGCCACGGAUACCGGCUCCAUGGUGCGAGGCGUUUCAUCUGUACGUAUAGUGAUGAAUCGCCUCAAUUCACCUCCCCUCCGGCAAUAUCGCCUCGCUUACAAUUGUUGCAGGAGUGGCCUAUCCAUUUCUUUAUUAUCUAUGGGUGAACACCCUCGCAAUAUUAUCCCAAUGGCCUUUGAUUCGUCCGUGAAAAGGCGCCAUCAGACACGGCCUCGAUGAUCACGGGGCGGUUGAUGAGACGCGGUCGUUGUCGGUGACGCCGUCGUGCGCGAAUUAAAGGACACCAGGAACGUGUGCACUCGGUAUUUAAUCAGCAACGAUUUGAUUUGUGUCGGCUUGUCCGAGUUUCGCGCGUUUGUGAUACACCUACCUAAUAGUUUUGUUUCGGUUUUUGUCGGAAAACGUUCUCCGGGACAGAUACGAGAUAGCCGCGGGAAGGUGGGCGAGAUACGGUGACCAGAUGCGGUUGUCGGGAGAGACGUUAUGCGGAGAUGGAGACGGAGUAGAAAAACGGUUACCGUCUCGGCCGCUCGCGUGGGAUAAAGGCGCAGGGGGAGAAACAAGUAGAAUCGUGUCCCGAACAACAAAAACUAUACGGCAAACGAGAACGAGCGGGGCGAUCAGGUGUACGCGCCGCACACGCACUUCCGGCACAAAAGGGAACAAAACCGACGCGGACGAUAACCUUGUCUACGGACUGAUAACGAACGGCGUGAAGAGUUUGCCGGAGACUUCACCGCCCCGCGGCGGCCGGUCUCGAGCGUUUCGCGGAAGUUAUCUCCCCGUUGCGCUGUAAUAGCGCCGUGUGUACUUCCGGCCUUAGACCCUAUGCGUAUCGAAAUCCGCGCUAAAACCACAACAACACGCGCCUGUGGCAAUAGGUAGGUAAACCUAUUAUACCACUCAAUAGUCCCUCACGUACCUUUUCGAUUUGUCUACGUGCGACCUGUGCAUCUUGAAACGUGGUCCUCACGUACAAGUCCAGUGCAACGUGGUCGACCAUAUCUCCACUGCAUCACUUUUAAUCGAAUGUAUCCUCAUUAGGAAAUAAUACGAAAAACGUCAUAGGAAAAACGGUUUCGCGGGGUACAUCACUAUAAUGUGUUAUGGCUGUUUUCAGACGGUUUUGCGGCCGGCGAACGAUAAAUGCGUGAUAAUACUGUGCACGAUAAUAUUGUAGUGUCCACCCCGACACGCAACGGUGUUCAUAUUCCGCCGGUUUCGCACGAUACUAUCGACGGCGCGGGUACGGGUAGAGUCGUGUAAAAUAAUAAUAAAUAAAAAACGGUCAAAACUACGCGUCUGACUGAACUCGAAUUUAGAAAAAAAAAAAAAACAACGGUCGUCACAGCGAGCGAACGCGACACUACGACGACGGGCCGAUAUUAACCGGACGACGGUCCGACGUAUUUCGGAUGAAUCGUCAGUGAAAUUUUCGCCGUCGGAGUAUUGAUAAAAUAAUGGGUACAACGCGGAACGACGAUCGUAAACAAAAUAACAGCGUUCGCAACAACACGCGCGUUCGUUCGGACGGGCGGACGCACAUACACUCACCAGUUCACCGCACGGUGCGCACGUACGCACGCACAAACACACACACACACACACACACACACACACACACCCGCGCGCGCGCACACAGAAACGAGUAAACGACGACGACGACGAUGGCAGCGCGACGGUCGUAGGCGCGCGGAAUGCGAGUCGCGUUCGGCACGGCAGCGGCGGCGGUACGGGACGAGAGUACGAGACCGGUGAAGAAGGAACGCCGUUUCCCGCAUGCCCGUAGACUGGCGGCGGCGGCGGUGUGCGCGCGCGCGUUCAACAGGCUAUCACGGUGGUCCGCCCGGCAGAUGGCCGAAUUUCUCCCACCCGGUGCGUACGCCCGACGACUACGACGACGACGAUAUAACCGUGCGUGCGUGCUGCGCUCUCUUUCUCUCUCGCUUGCGCUCACGGCCCGGUUUUCCGCAGCUGCCGGCCGGACGGCGCGGCGUCUCGCUCGCUCGUUCCGUCGACGGCCGUCAUGUUCCCGUGUCGCGUACUCUCGCUCGCUCCCGGCAACCGUUUUCUGCGGCGGCCGAGGCCGGCGAUCGCGCCGUACGCACAGCGAGCGGACGACAUGACCGCGCGCGCGCACAAUAACAAUAAUACUAUAGCACGAUACGGCGAUACUUACGAUGAUAACGAUAUUGUACACGGACCGGCGCGGCGCGCGCCCUUGUUUUCCCACUAUAGGCCACCGCCUCCGCCGACCGCCGUGCGCCGUCGCCGCGGCGCGUUCGCGUUUCCGCGAAAACACGACUUCCGUGCGCGCGCCCGAAACCGCGCGACAAACGCACCGGGGGGGAAACGGAAACCCCCCCCCCGCGACCGCCCGCCCCGGCGCGCGCGUACAAUUAUUAUUAUUAUUCCGUGUGACUGGGCCGAAAAUACGAUGGAAUGGCGUCAUUAUUGUCGCCGUAUCGUUAUCGCGUGCGGUUCUGCCGUAGACAAUAACGGACGCUGAUGGGCCAUUCGUCACAAUCGGCGUUCCUAACGAGAAGAAUAUCCCAACGUCUCGUUUUUUUUUUUUAAACGUUAUAAACAACGUGAAUAAUAAUGUUACGGGCGUAAUUAUUUAGACAGAAAAAAAAAAACGUUUAAUAGUGUUAUAGACAGAGGUGUCAAUUGAAACCUCGAUAAUUGCCUUUCGCCGAGCUUUCCCUCCGGGCGCGCGGCCUCAAAUACAUUAAACAUGGGCGCGGCCUGUCCGUCAUGUCUUUUAUUAUUGUCAAUGAUGGGUUCUGGCCGGCAUAUCGACGUAGUACUAAAAACUCAAUUUGAUAUCGGUAAAAAUAACAGUAGAGUCCCAACGAAAGCAAACGGCUGCGGUAUGCCGACGAUCCAGUGGCGUGUUUAAGGGAUGGGGCGAUGGGUGGAUCGCCUCUCCCCCCCCCCUUUGGAAUAUUUUGACUGCGAUUUUUCAAUUACGGCUGUAGGCCGCAGGCGAUAAAAUAAUAUAGUAUUUAUAACCGUGUUAUUUGGGUAUUUUUAUCAGCGUUACCAAAAAGUAAUGAUAACGGUAUAACUGGCGGAAUGUUUUGUUUACAAUACGUAUAGGGAUAUCGAUGUGGAUGUCCGAACGGUAGUCGUCAGAGAUUGUGGUUUGUGGGAGAAAAAAAUAUUAAUAUUGCUUUAAAAUUUUUGUAAAUAUUUUCGUGUAUAUAUGUUCGAUGUGAAUGUAAUAUAAUGUACAGAUAUGAAUUAUUAUGUUACGGCCGUUACGGUUAAACGCCGAAAUCGUGCAAAUCUCUGAAAUGCCCGGGCAAUACGCGAAAUGUCCACGAUACUUGGGCAAAACGUCACAUUUCGGUUUUUUCCCCGGACAAAUCUAUACGGUAGUGACCAACAUCAUUAGGGCAAAACUGUUUCGUUUAUAACAAACGAAAUUAAAAUAUGUAAAAAUCGUUUUCGUUACCGCUAAUAUUUUUGUUAUUAUUUUUUUUUUUUUCAAAAGUUCGAUAAUUUCGUUUUCCGUCGAAAAUUAAUAUUUUCCCCGUGUUUUAAAAUGAUUUUAUCCGCAUAGAUUUGAAAUUCACAUAGAUAUCUAUAAUGAUUAUCCUUUACGUUUGUAAAAGUUUAAACAUAUCCGGGCGAUGGAUUCGUGAAUGGCGGCGUGUUAAUUUUCAUGCACCGUAUAUAGUAUACGACCGUGACCUAUUUAUCUAUUGGUUAAAUACGUUAUAGGUCGGACAAUUUUUCGAACAGCCGUGAUGUCGACUAUGCGGGAUAUUAAAUUUAAAAAUUACGUAUUUUUUAACCGACCGCCACUUUGAAAAAGAAAGAGAUUAUGACGCAUUCUGCAACGCGUAUGGUUUUCUUCAUUAUUUAUGUGUUCAAAUAAUUCCGGCAAGUCAAUUCGGUCGAUUUUUUUUGCCAUUUAAAGAUAUCCGGAUCCCGAUAUACAUUUGCCCUGUCCAACAAUAUACAAUACAAUAAUUCGUAAGGUAUAUGCCACACAUAGAGAUAUAGUAUUAUCUAUUGAUUAGGAAUAAUUUUUUUUUUUAAUGUUCCUAUAUAUUCGUUCGGAUGUUGGAAAUCAUAUUAAAUAUAUAUUAUAAUUUUUUUUCGAGGAUAUACAAAAUAAUUCACUUGAUAUUGCGUGAAACCAAUCGUGGAGGACUUUCAACCACGGUUUUCUUCUUUUCCAUUGAACUAUAAGUUGUAGCAAUCCAUAUAUAUUAUGGUUAGUAAUGUAACCAAAAUUUCUAAAGUCUGUGGCAAAAUAACCAAAUGAGGGGACCAAUUGUAUAGCAGAUUGGAGCAAAAAAAAAAAAAGUUCAUCGCCUGUCCAUCCACUUAAAAUAAUGCAUUAGGCCUUGACUGGGGGUCCUAAUGUCAUUGGCCUGUAGCUCAUUUUCCGUCAUGCCACCCUACCGGUAUUCCACUGCUUUUGGUUAUUUCCUAUUAUGCGAUACGUAUAUUCUAGUUUCCGAGAGUUUAUAUUUAUCAGUAAUUCUUUUUUUUUUCUUUCACGCUUGUUGAAAUACCCUCAAGUUGGAUACACGAUCUGUCCAUGGGGAAUUUGAAAUUCAUCGAUACAGUCAUAUUUAUAGAGCCUCGAUUUUCCCGCUUGAUGUUUAAAUUAACAUCCAGGUUUCAGUUCCAUACAAUAAGACAGCAACGAUGUUACCUCUUAGGUCCAUAGCAAUCUCAUUACCAAAUGACAAACCGUGACAUUCAAAUACGUUUGACAUUUUUAAUAUCUUGCAUUUAGUUUCUAUUGAGUGCCCCCAGUCGAGUAACUAGUCUAAUAACUAUUAUAACUACCGUUGCGCAAAAUUAACCACACGUAUUAAUUCAAGUAAUUAAUUUAUAACUCGACUUAGUCAACAAAUUAACCGUACUCCUGUAUUUACCUUUGAGAUAUAUACUAACCUGAAUAAUCAGACUUUAAAAAUGCACGUAAUACUGUAACACCGACCAUUACUACAGUUAUAUACACCACUAUGUUAUAGAUGAUUCAAUUAUUGUUAAUUUGCCGCCGAAUUCAAUGAAUUUUAAAGAAAAAAAUUAUCGUAAAAUUAUUUUAUUUUUGACUUUCUGUGGUUAUUUUUAAAAAAAUGUUUAGUCUAUUAUUUUAAUACAUUAAUAUGCACGUAAUAUAGUCGUAUACAUAAUGAGAACAACAAUAAUAUUUGGACAGUUCAAACGCAAAUUUACGAAAUUUCUAGAUAGGGAGUAUGCUCACAAUAAUUAUUAAUAACACGAUAGUAUACAAUUUAAUAGUUUAAACGGUAAAGGUUUCUUUAUAGUGCGGGUAGUGCAGUGAACGUAAUCUCGAAAACAUAUUAUACAAUGUCAAUUAAAAAUGUUUUUGGGUAUACGAAGCCGGAGGGUAUUAUAAUAAUAUUAUUAUUAUACGCUACACACUGCACGAUACGCACCGGCGAAAUGGCGCCUAUAUUAUAAUAUUAUUAAUGCGGCUUAAUGGAAAGAGAGAAAAAAAAAAUCAACUGAUGAAUCAAAACGAAACAAAACGCGAACAGCCAAGGGUACGGCAUGUCGUUAUUUUAAGUUGUCUGCGAGACACCCAAACUAGGUGUGUCUAUAUUAUAUACGUAUACCGUGUAUAUGACAGUAUAAUAAUAUAUUGUACGUAAACAUUCUCGAAACGAGUUUUUUUUUUUUUUUUGUCUAUAUUCUAUAUAAUUUUUUAAUAAUAUAAUCCAUAUAUUAUUAUGUAUUAGCGGCACAAACGGAUUGUAUACCUAUAGUAUAAUUAUAAUAUACUGCUGCACAGAAAACAGUUCCAUAAAACACUACACCGUGAUGUCAAUAUAUUAAACACACUGCAGCGUUUCAUUCGAUCGGUAACAAAUGGUCAGGAUCGGAUUAAGAGUUUAUCAAAAGGGCCCUUUCGCAAUUUAUCACCAAUAAUUCAAUUUUCCCUUAUAAAAAAAAAUAACGAAAUGAUUGUAUACAGAAUACUAAAAAUGUUUAAUAUGUUAGGUGGCGUGGUGUUAAUAACAGUCAAUUUUCAUUACACACAAUUAUUUAAAUAUAAAAUAAAAAUACAAUAUUUUUUAACUCAUUAUACAUUGCUUUUCUGUUUUUUCCACGUGUACACGAUAUAUAAUGCAGUUCAUAUUACAAUAACAGCGUUUGGAAAAUACUAUAUUUACGUAAUACUUUCAAGAACAUUUUGCAUAAGUUAUAUUUUUUGUAUACUAUCCGCCCGUAUACAAAUACAUAAAAUCGUAAGUAGGUACUUAAAACAAUGUUAUAAAAAGUCUAUUAUAAUGUUUAUGGGCUAAUAAUUCUUAUUGGCAAUAAAAAUAUAAAAAAAAAAACCGCUAUUACGAAACUGUAGGAUAAUAUUACACCGGCGUAUGUAUAUACAAAUUAAGUAAUUAUUAUCCGGUACUUAAUACACCUAUAAUACAUAUAUGUAUUACUUGAAUAUUAAGAAAAUUCGAUUUUAAUUACGCGCUAUUAUAAUUUAUUCAAUCCGAAACACGUAUAUAGAAAUAACUUAUAAUGUAAUACAGAUAAAAAGCCAUAAAGGUCAACAUUAUUUAUCCGAUACGAUAAAUAAAGAGGCGGGAAGGAUAAUAUAAUAUAGUGAUGUAUAGAGCCGGUAUUCUUAAUAUUCGUAAUAUAAUAAUUACAAGUUAAAAUCCGCGCGCGCAUACACAUACACACAUAUAUGUAUAAUUAAUUGAAAUAUUAUUUAUUUGUUUUUCUUAUUUAUACAUAUUUAAGUAUAUAGGUAAUGUUCGUGAAAAAAAAAAAAAAAUUAGUAGUCUUGUAUUAAUUAUGCGUUUACCCGCGGGUCUGCUGCAACGGUGCACGAUCGCGACCACUGCAGUGCAUGGUACUAUAAUACGUGUUGUAAUAAAAUAACAUUGUGGGUGGAAAAUAUUUAUCGCAUUCGGAAAACAAUAAUCGAACCCCAAGGGAACCGAUAAUAAUGUGUUUAUAGUGAUUUUUUUUUUUUUUUUGGUACACCCUACUCGAACCUGCAGGUUUUUUCGUUUUUCGAAAUCGUUUUUGAACUGACCCGGUGAAAUGAUAUACGAGUACACGUUUUUUUAUCGCGGGCGCAUCCGUGUUAGACUCUGUUGUAAACAUUCCUAAAUGAACAGUUUAAUGCGUAAAAUCGCUGCCGCCACUCGCGGAUAUAAUAGGGCAACUAAAAUAAUAAUAAUAAUAAAAAUACUCAUUAUUGGGAAACUAUACUAUAUACGUAUUAAACUUGCGCUCCGAAUCUAACAUUGGUUACGCUGCUUCAGCGUGUCGUCAGGAUUUAACCUCUCUCAGCUGUCCGGGUUCUUUCAUCUAAGUCUAAGUCUUACGUCCCAAAUAGCGCAAAUCCAUAUAUUUUUUUUUCUUUUAAUCAUAUGAUAAUCAUUAAAAUACGAAUAAACAACUAUAGACUCACGAUAGAAAUUGUAAUUAAUACAAAUAACUGUUAUUUCUAUCAUGUAUAUAAAUUACCAACAACGAUAACAUUCGGUAAGACCGAAAGGCCAUAUAAAAAGUUCGAUACAGUAUCGGAUAGUAUUUCGACAUUCAACGAUGAUAUUUGUAAAUCUCGAACAAUUAUUUUGUGAUUCUCUAUUCGUCAAGUUGAACAUUUCUUAACAAUUUACCGAAUCCUUGAAACAUGCUCUAAAAACGCACAAAAUCAUAAAAUUGCUUUGAAAAUUUUAAAACGCCAAAUAUGCAAAAUAAAAUUUUGUAUAGAUAUAUAGACUAGAUAGUCUAUGAAAUACAUUUUCGUAUUAAAUGCUUAGCUAUUUUUUUAACGAACCAAUAAAAAUAUGCAAGUGCAUAAAAAUGUUGACCCUAGUGAUCAAUUAUUUACAGAAAAGCUCGUUUCUAUUUGUGUCGAUGAUGCUCGUCAAUAUCGAUAGGUACGUAUAGUUUAACGAAUCAAAAACGUUCGAUAAGGCCACAGAAUUACAGAAUAGAGCUACUGUGGAUAUCAGAUAUAUGUACGUGUGUAUUGUAGGCAAUCGCAUUUCAAUAAUAACUGCGAAUAAUCUCUAUAAAGUUUUUUCUCGGUGUAAUUUGUUGUUAACUACUGCGGACAUAAUAUACAGAACGCGACAAAUUAUUAUAAAAUGCAUUACUUAUAAGUAUUGAAAACAACUUAUUGUACCUACCAAUAUAUUAUAGCGGAAAAUAAUAUAUUGUAAUAAUAUGCUAAUCGAUUAAAAGGGAAAGGAGCGUGUGUGGUCUUGUACAUAAUUAUUUAUUACUAUACACGAAUACCUAUUAUAAUAGCGUAGAACGACUAAAUUCCAAUAAUGUCUCCGAAAUAUUCAUAGCUAUAGAGUAACAACACGAAAAUAACAAGUGAAAACAACGCGUCACACAGCAACAGGUCACCUAUACUGUAUUAUAAUGUUUCCCCUUGUUCUUUUUUGUAUACAAUACAGUUUAUUUUUUUCCCGAGGUACUCGGUUAGACGUGUAUAAUAAUAAACAUGUUAUAUUAUAGUAAAGUCAAGACGGUUUUGAAUUAGUACAUAAACAAGAAACGUUUAGUAUAUCUUUGGUCCACGGAGGGUAAAUUUUGGCAUUUAUAAUAGUUUUUUUUGUGUAAUUUUAUCUUAUAUAUUUUUUGCCCCUUUAAUGUUCGGUUUAAAUUGAAUAAAUGUAUAUAUUUUCAAAGUUUUAAUUUGCAUUUAAAACUAUACAAAAUAGACUUAAGUACUUCUUUCCUCGGACCAAAGAUAAUAUAUGACUUAAAAUCCAUAAGCUGAUUUAUAUUUAGAUUAUAUAUAUUCUUUGUUGAUUGACGAUGCGAUUGCGCGAGUAUUUUAAUGUUAUUCGAUUAAGUUAAUGAAAAAAAGAUAACAUUCACUGUUCAUUUGUGUAAAUCGACACGUUCAUUCCUCCUAAAAAUUAAAACAGUAGGGUAGGCGAGCUUUCUUAAUUUAAAAAUUAAUUUUGUAAAUGUUUUUGUAUUUACUUUAAGAUCACACGGGUUUGUUAAUUUUAAGGAGAGUUCGGUUUGGUCUUAAAAAUCAGAGUCCGUAACACCUCUAAUAUUUUCCUGUUAUAUUUAAGAUUCCGAGUGGAUCAAGCUUUACAAUGAUUCUUAUUUUUUAAAUUAACGAAAUGUAUUCUUUUCAAGUCGUAAAUAUUACGGUCUUUCAAAACACGUAAAACCGAAAUCCACUCAGAGUCGUUGUUCGUUAGCAAUGAUUAAUCGAUAAUUUCCUUUUUACCUUUCCAACGUUUCACCUACAACAGUGGCCCACCCAUCGUGCGAAAUAUGUCCGUUUGUUUUUAUUUAAAUUUUAAAUUCAUUCCAUGAUGCAAAUCAUAGAGAUUAAAGUGGCCAUCAACCUCGUCAUGCUUUGAAUUAAAAAUAAGUAUACAUUACAGUGAUUCAUUACAGGGUAACCUAACCUUUCAAAUUCUUCUUUUUUGGAAUUUUUUAGUAUAGUUAAAGCUGAUAUUUUCGAAUAUUUAGUCUUUUCACAAUAUUUAGGAGUAUCCUAUGACAAUACUAACUUUAGUUUUUCAAAUGAAAACUUAUAUUAAAAUUUCCAUAAAUAGAUGGACUAUUUGUCAAAAUGUUUUAUUUUUGAUCUCGUUAACGAAUUCCACUUUAAAGUUUAGGUAGGAGGGGAGUAGUGGAGCACUAUUAAAACGCCAUGCGCCGUGUUGUCACACAAGUGAUAUUGUCAAAAAUGUUAACAUCAACAUUUAUUUAAACUAAUACUCCAUCAAUUUGUUUUUUUUUUUUUUAACAUAGGUUUUUAUUUGAAAACCAAAAUUGGUAUUGCCACGGGAUACUCCUGGAAUGUUGUGAAAAAUCUAAGUAUUCGAAAAUAUCGGCUUUAACUAUACACGUAAAAAUUGCAAAAUUUAAAACUUGAAUGUAUGCAAAAUUUAACCAUAAGAAUGGAGUAAGCAUGCUUAAUGGAUCACUCUGUAUAUAUUGUAAUAUACUUUCCCUUAAAAUAUAAAACCACUUUUUUAAAUGACACAAAUAAUGAUUUUGGCAAUCGCCUCCCGUCCCCCAUCUUGUAUUCGUUAUAUCUGCGCCUCUGGUAUGUAAACCUUUACGAUCGACACGGAUUCCUUGAAAAUCUCGCGACACUAUACGUUUUUCGGGAACCGAUUCCAACGGUCGACGGGGUAACGCGUCCCCGUAUCGUGGGAUCCUGGGAUUCAACGGCGUCGCAGAUCCACGGGAGAGAUAAUAGCUUUGUUUAUUUUAAAAACACAGUGUAUACAGUGUACACUAGAGUGUCAUAAUCGCGUUCAGGUGUUAAACAGUCGUGUGCCGUUUUAAGACAAACGUUUUCGGUGUGUUAUUAACCACACCUUCGGAAGGGGUAGUAAAUAAAAGAUAACUCAACUCGUGUGCGUGCGUACUUUGCAUAUAACCGGGAUCUGAUAAGUACACCGAAAAUCCGACCACACACACACACACACACACAUUUGCUGAUGUGAAUUUUCUUAAAUAAAACGUGUUACUCGGCAAUUUUUCUAAACGAACGUUUUAGCGUACACGUGUAUGCUUAAAACGAACGGCGCGGGGCCGUUGGAAGGGAGCGCGUCUAUGUCCAGAGCGCGAAAACACCGUAAUAAACAUCGCGUUAAAAAGAAAUGUUAAUAAACGACGAAUUCGAAAUCCAGGAUAUUACCCAGUAGCGGGGGACACGAGCCAUGUAUUAUUAUGUUCGCUCGUUAUAUCGCUCGCGGAUAAUUCGCUCGUUUGAUAGUCUGUAAAACAAUAUGUUAUUUCGGCUAUGAUUUUAGAUUCCGAGCGGAGCGAGAAAUGUAUUGGUUUUGCAAUGACGCCUAUUUUAUUUUAUUUUUUUUUUUUCUGUGGUCAACUUUUCAACCGACAAUUUUGCUCCGAUUUACAACGACAGGGAAGUAAUUUUCUCAGGAGUUUUCCCAAUAAAUGGGAAAAAACGGGAAAACAGGUACAAAUAUUAAACGAAUAUUAUUAAAGAAAUUAUAGUGUAACGCACGGGCGUGUGUGAUUAUUUUACCGUAAUAUUACGACACGGGUACGCGGAUGACAAAGCAACACUAUCAACCGAACCCCCCCCCCCCCCNCCCCCCCCCGUUAAGAAUCGUUUCUGUUUCGUCCGUCAGCGACGGUCAACCGUUACGGCGGGUGCGUUUAACUACCCAACACGAACAGUGGCCCGCGCCCGUCCCCGUUAUACAUCGGCCGCAUCGCGGUAGCUCGCGCGUUUGGGUCGCCGGCACGUCGGCGCGCGCGUCCGUCGGCCGUCGCCCGGCCCGGCACGGCCCGGCCCGGCCCCGGCGUAACGACAAUAUUGACGUUAUUGUGUUGUUGCACUAGUGUACGGUAAUCGUAUUUCCGCGAUUAUCGGCGGGCCCGGAACCGCGCGUUUCUCGUCUCUCGCGUCACAAUCGGAAUGGAGUGAGAGAGAGAGAGAGAGAGAGAGCGAGAGAGAGAUUGAGUGAGAAGGUAAACAAAAAAUUCGUAAUAACGCAUAGGCCCGCGUCUCCGCCGUCGUCGGCGUCGCGGGUGCGCGUGCGUGCGCCGGAGCGGCGGCGGCGGCGGCGGCGGCGGUCGUGUUAUUAUUAUUAUUAUUAUUAUUAUAUACGCGCGCGAGGCCAACGGACCGUGUCAAAUGUACCGCUUUUGACGUCGGACGCCGCCGCCGAUAUAAAUUCUUGAAUUUUUCUUAUACCGCGCGCGCACACGCACACACGCACACACGCACACACACACACACACAUAUAAUAUAUAUAUAUGCGUAUAUAUAUAUACGCGUGUAUUAAUUUUAUAUAUUAUACGUGUACAGGUAUAAUACGCGCACAACACCGUCCGUUUAUUCGUCGUCGCCGCCGCCGCCGCCGCCGUCCGACCGUCAUUCAUUGUCCGCGGAUAAAAUAUACGGCGGCGUGUACCGUAUACACGUAUAAUAAUGAUAAUAAUAAUAAUAAUAAUAAUAAUAAUACUAAAUAUAUAUAUGUAUAUACACGAGAUAUACACGGUAAUUUGUGAUUGUCCGUUUUCAGUCAUUAGGACCGCGCGUGUACGCAGGACCGGGGCCGUACGGAUGCUGCCGCGCGUACGGUGCGCGGAGUCGCCGCCGCCGCCGCGGUCUCCGCCAAGAACUGUAGUAAUAAUAAUACUGAUCAUUACAAUAUACAAGGCGAUUCUUUUUUUUCAUUUUUUUUUUUUUUUUUUUUUUUUUUUUUUUAUAUUUUCCGUAUCGCUAUAACACGGUCAUCGGGAUCCGAAUAGUAAUACAUUAACGAAAUGUCGCGUUAGACCCCCCCCCCCAAAAAAAAAAAAAACUUAUAUUACGAAAUACGCCGAUACGCCGUUUAAAUCCACGCGAGGUGCAGGAUGAUAUUUGAAAUAUUUUCAUAUUUUAUUAUAUUUCAUGCGAUUCGUAUUUUGUUUUGAGCACGAGGCCAUGAAAUAUAAUAAUAAAUAUAAUAGCUCGAACCUUAUUCGAUCCCACUCUCCCUUUAGGACGGACUCCGGGGUUCAAAAUAUUCUUCAGUUUUAUACAAUUUGAAAAUUACGUUUAACAUUUCAAUUAUCACUUUGUAGAUAACACUUUUCUACGAAUCUACUCCGCGAUACUCUCAUUAAGGGGGAGGUAGUACGGCCGUUUUACCGGUGACGAAAAUAACUUCGUGGGUGUAGGGAUGAUUUUCAAUAUAAUAUUUUUGUAUCGUUUUAGAUUUUGAACAGAGCAUGUUGUAGAGUUAUUAAUCUAAAGUACGGAGAAAAAAACAAUUUUAAAAUCAGGUGAAUUUUUAAUGAAUGAAAGAAACUUUUAUUUCUAAAAAUACAGCAUAAUAUUGUAAAAUUGUGUAACGCUAGUCCAAAAGUAAUAAAAAGCAUAGGUGCACGGCUGUUCAUGCUGUAUUUUUGGAAAUAGAAGUGUCUUUAAUCGAAAUUCACCUGGUUUCAAGAUUGUUUUUUUCUUCAUACUUUAAAUCAAUAACUCUGCAAAAUGGCCAUUUCUGAAUUAUUAAGUUUUUUCAAAUUGUUUCCACGUCUGCUCAUAAUUUCGAACUUAGUAAUGUAUCCAUUGCUUUAAAGUUGAAUACGAAUAUUGAACAGGAGAUUACAAUUAUGUCUUAUAUAUUAUUAUAAUACGAUUAUAAAUAUAUCUUGACGGACACCUUGUAAUCUAUAUCUGCACCGGCAGCGUUCUAAAACAAUUUUCAUUCCGUCUAUAAAUUAUAACUAAUUAAAUAAUUAAACGAGAAUGUCCAUUAAUGUUUAAUUAUAAUUAUAUGAUACAGUUUUAGAAAAAAAAAAUGAAGAAUUAAAACGUUUACGAGUUGAUAGUUAUUAAUGUAAAGAUUGCACUGCAGUGACGGCCAUAGGCGGCGAACCAUCAAUGUCGGUAUGCUUAAAUGACGGGAAUCUUUGUGUAAAAUUGUUCACACUGCUAAAAAAUGUACAUUUACCGCCUUGAGUUGCGGUCGUAGGCCAGAAAGCUUGUGACAUUCUUGUUCAAUCGCCCACGCUAACGCUCGAAUCCGGUUGUUGUACAUUCCUUCUACGUACAAUAUAAUUAAAACUCACUUACUUAAGUCUUCGACAAUUCGCAUAAUGAUAUUAAAUCGCGGAUAACAGAUACUUUAAAUGAUAAAAUCGAUUCGAUUUAAGUAUAGGCAGGUUUUAAAAACAGGGACGGUUAGUUAACGGAUUCACAAUUAGGUUAUUUACUUUACGGUUCUGUAUAGUCGUUCAUAUGACAUCAACAAUUCGUUUUUGUUCAAUGCCGGUGUAACAUCAACAACAAAUUUACAAACGGGUAUUUUCAACACAUUGCAACAAGAAUACAUUGAGUGUAUGUACACUCCAGAGUUGUUAAAUUCGUAUUGUAAAUUCCUUAAUGACGGUCAAAGUUUUGAAGUUAUGUAUGGAUAGAUAUAAUGAAAGAACUGAAUAAUUGUUUUAUGUUAUUAUUAUUAGUUUAAUUUGUUUUAAUAAUUGAAGGUUUAGCCAUAGAAUCAAUACAUAUUUCAUGUUAAAACAAGUGUCUUUUGUGACAAGAUGUGUGUAUUUUUAACUUGUAAAGAGUGAAAAAACGCUGACACACGUUUACAAAUCGAUUUCAAUCGUCUAGUCGUAAUUAAUUGUCGUUAAUAAUUAAUGAAAAACAAUUGUGCAUGAAUACUUUUAAUAAAUUAAUUUAUAAAUGUUAAUUUUAUGUUUGGUCUUUGUACCUUAGAUACCCAAUACUUUGUAUACUAAUCAAAACAGAGUAAUGGCGAAAUUGGUUACGGUGUUUAAUAUACUGCAGUAAAGACGUUUGCAUACAAUUAAUUUAUGAACUUAUUAGCAGUUGCUUUGAACUAUUCACGACUCGAAACUAAGAGCAACGAUAAAACAUUGAUAACGAAAAACGAUUCUGAGCGGAGUUCGGUUGAUGGUGUUGCUUUGUCAACAAUUUAUAUGUCAUAUUAUGGUAAAAUGCAUUAAAUAUUUUCUUUAAUAAUAUUUGUUUAAUAUUGUACCUAUUUUCACUUUUUUCCCAUUUAUUGGGAAAACUCCUAGGAAAAUCAAAAAAUUACCUCUCUAAAGUACUUCCCCAGUCAGAUUUACUUUUAGAAAAAGUACUAUCAUUGUAAAUCGGAGUAAAAUUGUUGGUAGAAAAGUUGCCACAGAAAAAAACAAAAAUAAUCAUUGUAAAACAAUAAGUUUCUUUGCUCCAUUUAGGAUCUAAAAUAAAGUUUCGUUGAAAAUGUUUGAAUAUUGCGUACUUUUUUAGAUGGUACUUCGUGUUAAAGCCCCAUUAGGCAUUACAUUUUUAGUUUGGUCUAACACAUUUAUUGUUAAAAUCAGUUAUUAUGUAAUUGUAAAUUUCGCAUUAUGUACAUUUUUCACUUAAAUUACGCUUUUAUUCGUCGUUUCAGGUUCGAGCGUGACGUUGUUGCAGUCGCAGUAUUUCAUUUCUUCAAUUCGCUAUUCUUCAAAGUGUACACCAACGUCAGUUCCGAUCAUCAACUUCUCGUUUUCAUAUUCUAUCCAUUCUUCUCCGAGAAACUUAACCGGCUCAAUGUACACGAAUAUUUAUUUUAAAAAUUCAAAAUUCAUUGUAAUAAACCGCUUUCGCGUUCCGGAGCCAUUGUAACGGCGGAACUUUUAUUGUACGCGAUCGUUGAAUGAUUGGUUCGGCGGAGGUUGCGGGUAUCGCACGUGGUCAACUGAAUAUGUCUGGAGUCGACUUCAAACUCUGUACCCGGAUCGCCGUACGGCAAAAUGUAUUCACCUCUCAGCCAGUGGCGUGAAUAUGAAAAAAUCGGCCUCGACGCGGAAAACCAAAAAUGCUUAUACAAUACGGUUUGAGUCUUCGGGCUUUUAACCUACCAAAGUUCACUCGACUUGCUCGAGGUACGUUCGUCCAAUUUGCCCGCGUGUCUAUUAACAAAUUCGACAACGCGGUGUCUGUCAGUUGUACUCUUGUCGCGCUGAAUUCCUCGAAUGAUCGUUUAUACGCAUCGUACACAGCAUUCAGGAAAGUACUUAAUUUCUCGCCGUAUAACAUUUUAAACCGGCGGAAAAGCCGUCCCGCCGGAGACGUCGGGAACAACUCGGUGCGUUGCCUGCAGUGUCCCAGUGUGUAGGGUUUCCGUUUCUUUGGUGUUUUACCAGAAACGAAAACCAAAAACCACAAUAAUUAGGCACCUACGUUGCAUUCGCUCCGCCGGUGAUGUUCACCACCACGUGCAUCGGCCGCAGUAGGUAUUAUACUAUUACCGACGUAUACAUAUAAAUGCACAUGUAUAAUAUCAUCGCAUGAAUACACGACGGUACUACCUAUACAUGUAAUGCGUACACAUUAUUAUUAUAAGAUAGGUACCGCGACCUGAAAGCGGACGCGUUAUUAUUAUUAUUAUUAUUUUUUUUUUAAUAAUAGAAAAUAAUACAGUACGUUAUUAAACGCGCGUAAUGCGACCGCGACUAUAUAAUUGAAAGCCAUCACACUGGUAGGUAGGUAUAGAGUAGUAUAUUAUAUUAUAGUUGUAUUAUAUGUAUAUCUCUAUGUUUUUUUUUUUUUUUUUUUUUAUUUAUAUAUACGACGCGGUACGAUAAAAAGUAAUAUCGUAUCCUACGUAUUAUGUGUGUGUACCUACAAAUUGCCGUAAGCACGGCAGCAAUCCGAAUAAAUUACCAUCACGUCGCCAGACCCCCUCUGCGAAGCGGCGGCGGCGGCGGCGGCGGCGGCCGAUGCAUCAUUUCUUUCGGUAAAAAAGGACCAGUUAUUUUACUGUUCUUUUUUUCCUCUUUAUAUUUUUAUUUAUUUAUUUGAUUUUUUUUUUUUUCAUAAUAUUAUUGCAAUAAUUGCAGUAUAAUAAUAAUGUAUUCGUGAAUUGAAUCCGCGACGUUUAACGCGCGUACAAUAUAAUAUUAUAAUUCACGUUUUAUUUUAUUUUAUUUAUUCCUUUUAAAAACGUUAAAACAAAUUAAACUCAUACGUGUGCAGUCAAUUAUUAUUAUAAUAUUCUAGUUUUGAGAUUCUAGAUGGCGUGAAGAAGCUAUAUACAAAUAUUACAUUAAUUUUAAUGAGACGUGUUUUUUUUUUCUCGGAAAACAUUUUUUCGGUUUAUGAAAUUGCUCGGAUUUUUUCACACGGUCCUUGUGGAAUUUUCGUCAUAUAGUACUUUAGUUAAACAAAUUUUGUAGACUCCCGACUGCUUUUCCAAAAAAUUAAAAAAAAUAUCUAUAAAAUGACGAUACAUUGCUUUUUUUUUUAUUGUAAUGAUUAUUGUAAUAAUUUUCCCAAAUUUUGUUUUUUAUUUGAGUCUUAAAUCACCUAUAAGUACCUAUAUUUGAUUGAAUUUUGCAGAGUAAUUCCAAUAAAAUUGAAAUAAAUGUAUAAUAUAUUUAAUACUAAGACCUAUUAUGUUACUUUAAAUGAAUUUACCUGUCUCAAUUUUUCAUAUUUCUAUACUCAAUACAGAGUAAUGAAUUUGUUUUUCAUCAUGAACCAGCAAUUAUUUCGGAUAUUUUAAAUUAAUUUGAUUUUGGUUUUUUUUUUAAUCAUUAUGGUAUCUAUUAAGCUUUAUUUUAAAACUGUUUUUAAUUUUUCAUAUACUUAAAAAUAACUCUAUAAUUUUGUUUUUAAAAUAGGGUCUUCUUUAUUUAAACAUCACGGUACACCGAUUUGAAUCUACUAGUAGUACAUUUUUUUCGAAAUUUUAAUAUGCAUAUUUAUUGUUUUUGAGUUAUAACCAACUUUUUAGACUAAUUACUUUUUUUUUUUUAUUUAUUUAAUUUGAAGGUUAUGAACUGUCUAAAGUUUAGACCAGAGGAGUAGGGAAGAAUAGUAAAUUGCAUAUCUAUUUUUAAAUGAUGUAUUGAUAACUCCUCUUUACUCCUCUGGUCUAAACGUUAAACGGUUAUAACUCAUAAACAAUAAAUCUGAUAUUAGCAUAUUAACAUCUCAGGAAAAAUAUUUUCUAUAUUCGAACCUGUGUUCAAAAAGGGCGGCUCCUGUAUUUGGAAAACAACUAUUUAAGGUAUAUGGAGUAGGAAUAAAAAUUAAAAAAUGGUUUUAAAAUAAACUUUAAGCGAUUCCACGAUGAUUAAACAAAAGAAAGAAAAAAAAAACAGAAAUAAAAUUUACUUAAAACCCUCAGAGAAAAUUGCUUGUUUAUGAUAAAAAAAAAUCAUCCAGUAUUAUAAUAAUAAUUAUUGAUUGUACAUUAUUUUAUACGCUCACGAGUAUAUAAAUAAUAUUAUAUUAUUUCUUCUUUUUUAUCGAAUAGAAUUAUGAUACCGAUGACAUGUUUAUUAUAACAUAAUAGUAUCUUCUACUGUGGCUGCAAAUAUAAUAAAUUAUUGAAAGUCGUGCAGUUGGCCAAAAGAUUAUUAUAAUAAAUAUAACGAGGGCAUUUAAUGUUAUAUAUUAUAUUAUUAUAAUAUAGGUACCUAAUGCUGUGUAAUGAACAUUUUAAUAUUUGAUAUUAUCCCCGCGGUGCUGCUUGAUAAUAUAUACUAAUUUCAAAAACGUCAAAGUAACAGAUUUUUAUGACCAUUUUAUUGAGACGAACAAUAAUUAUUAUGUUAUUCGUAGUAAAUAGAUAUCGAAGUUACACGCUCGAGUAUAUACAUUUUUAUCUUGUCGGUUAGAUUUUUGAUUUUAUUGUUGGUACAACUAGCUGUAUCACUCGCGGUUAUAAUAGGUCCGCGUAGACUUUUCAAGAUCGCAUUAAGACCUGGGCCGGAGUCCGAUAGUCCAGAAGGUCCCUUACAACAUUUAUUACCGAUAACUCGAUAUAAAUCUCUUGAAAAACGUUUAAUACGUUAAGAGUCAUUUUAUCAUAUUCAAUAUUAUUAUUUACAUGUCCAAAUAAAAAAUCCAGGACCUGAAGCUCGAGCGUCUAGGUUCCGCGCUUAAUCCGGCUAUAACUUUUAUAAUGCCUUCUCUACGGAGUAUAUAUGAAAGAAAACGUGUUUAACUUUGAAAGACUCUUUACUCGACGUAUUCAACAUUUUAACCACAUUUUAAUCCUUUAAAUGUUGAAUUUUGAAAUUAUUUUCUCAGUGGUCGUUUACUUUUUAUGAGGAACCUCUAUGCGAGAUGUUAAGUUUCUAGUUAGUCAGUCAGUCAGUUUUUUCUUUUAUAUGGGAAGUAUAAUAUUAUUUUUUUCAUAAACUGGGGACAGUAUAAUAUUAUCAUGAAAUUAUUUGAAAAACUAAAUUUCAAAAUUUGAAAAUCAAUAAAAGUAUGUAAAAUAAAAUUGAUAAAAAUUGGAUGUCGUGUACACUUUACGCUGAAUUCAAAUCAAUUUUUAAAAUUCUUAUCGUUUCACUAUAACACGUUUCACUGGUUGGAAAAAAAACGUUUUGUAAAUUAUUAUACUGCAGCGUAUGAAAUAAAAAAAGGUAAGAAAUCCCCUCAAGAUUAUGUUAAUUCGAACAACGAAAACAAACAAAAAAAAAAAAACCAAUAAAAUAAAUAUUAGAACAUCAUAAUCGUUACGAAAUAUAUUAUAAUGUGACGUGUUCAUAACCUUUAAAUUAAAUAAAAAAAAAAAAAUAAGUUAUUAGUCUAAAAAGUCGGUCGCCUGAAAAAUUAAAAAAAAAAAAAAAAAAUCGUGUUUAAAUCUUUUUUAAAACGUGAAAUCGAAUACGCGAGAAGAUUAGAGAUUAGGGUUAUGGGUUUUCUCAUAUUUCCCGGAUAGUUCUCACUCCUGAAAUAAUGGGGUGAUCGUAAUCAGAUAUAAGAUGUGUAUAGUUAAUUUCUCACGCACCUGAAUACGUACCAAUAUAUAUACUCACACGUGACUUGUUUAUCACUCGGUUAGUGUUACAUAAUAUAAUAUAUUCUAUACAAGUUUUGGAAAAAAAAAAAACUAACUUAAUUCUGAUCGCGUGAUAGCGAAACCUACAGCGAAGGAAAAUAAGAAUCGUACGGAUUUUGUAAAAUUCAUCUCGUCACCGGACGUCCUUCGCAUAUCAUUAUAUUUUAGCAAAAUUGUUUUAUACAUAGCGAUGUAAAAAAAAAACCGUUUAGUAAAAUAUUGUAAUAUAAAGUUCCCAUCGUACGUUGGCCAGACUUUAUUGUAAUACACAGACACAUUAUUUUUAAUGGCUUAUAAUUUUCGGUUUUCUAUAGAUGUUGUUCUGUCUCUCUCUUAUUUUUAUAGGUUUAAUAUAAUAUACACGUGGACUGUUCGGAUCCUCCGCCGCUUCCUCCACGCCCGCAUUCUUCCAUUGUUAUCCCUAUCCGAUUCUCCUCUGAUACUUAUAUCCGCUGCGUUUAUAUUUAUUAUGGGUCUCUUGUUGCGGUGUCAAACCGUCUUUGGCGCGGUCUUCUAUAGAAUAACAUAUACACGAUAUUUCUGUUAUAAUGUACAGUCGAUUUUUUGAAAAUAAUCCCAGUUUCGUCGUAUAAAUAGCUUUAUAACCUAUAGCAUAUUAUAAAUUAAUACAUCCGUGAGAUCCGUCGUUAUAGUCGAAUUUACCCCAACCUCUUCUGUGUCAUAGAAAUAUUCUUUGCAGGUUAAAUAAUAAAUAACCGAGUACUAUAAUAGUAUUAUAUACAUAUAUAUAUAUAUAUAUAUGUAUAUAUUACAUACUAGUUGUCAAAAAAUGGUGAAAUUUAAUCAUAUAACAGCGGUGGAGGUGGAUGCUGAAAGUCAGAACCCUUAAAUAGCACAUCCUGAAUAGUGAAUACUAAUUCUAAAGUAUACACAAAAUUGCAUUCCUCUGACUUCAUUUGAAGGGGGAGGGGCCUGUAAGGGUAAAAAAUACCCUCCUCCCGCAACAACGAGGUGAAAUUCAUAUUUAAAUUUAAUCUAACUGUUAUCAUUUCAAUUUGCUUAUAAAACAAUUCUAAUUUCGAAGUUUGAGAUUAUUUGUUAGGGGAUCGUUAAAAGUAUCCGAAAGUAACGGGGAAAAGGUAUACAUAUUUUAUACCUGUGGCGUAUCUAUGGGUCUGUUUGUUUUUUUGUCAACUAUAUAAAUCUAUAAUCUGUUUUAUUCUAAUCUUGAUGAAACGUUGCACAUGUGCGUUCAUAACAAGAGUCCUCUAAACGAUAGAGUCCUCUAUCAACGAUCGCUGCUAAAUUUUUUCUCGAAAUUUAACUCCUAAAGCUGACAACGGAUUUUCGGUUUUCUUUAAACGAAAAUUGAAUAUUUCUUUAAUUUAUGGGUUAUUUUGGCAAUACGGGUGAAACAAAACAGUUUGAUUGUCCCAGACAAGAAAGUACCUUUCUAAAAAGAUAAAUUAGGCCAUUGGGGAUAAGAUUAGAAACGGGGAAACUUGUUAAAUAGAAUAUUUGUAUUGUUUUCUGUUUUUGAAAGCAUUGAACCCGCUAUUUAAAUAUAAUGUGCACAAUACAGGACAAUAAUAAGGAAAAAUUCGACAAAAAUCUUAUACGAAAUGAACGCAGAGUAAUUGUUUAAAUUCGUCGUCGCGUUUUACAUCCCAUACAGUAUACAAUAUACUUAUUAUACUUGCCCGUAUUACAUAAAUAAUAUAUUCGUAUAGGUAUGCAAGUAUUAUUAAAAUACAUAGUUAUGUUUCAAGUUUAAUAAAAUAUAAUAAUCGCAGACAUACCUAUAUUAUAAAUCUUUCUGUUGAUAUUCUUUCUUUAAAAUAUUAUACCUAUAUUUUGACGAAAUAUGAAAUACAGAAUUGACAUUUAGUUGGCAAUUUUUACGGCGUGUAUACCCAUAUUGGAUAUUUUUAAGUACCUGUUUUCGUUUUUAAAUCUUUGAAAUUUUUACUUAUCGGCCAUAAUGUUUAUUUGUAUUUAUUUUGUACUUGAAUUUCUCUUGUACAUUAUAUUUGAUGUUGGACAUUUUAAACUUGAACUUUAUAACCAGAUAUCGUAUAUUAUUAUGAUAUGUGAGCGGCCGCUUUAAUCAUCAGUAGUGAUACAUGUGUACGCCGUCAAAAAAUAUUAAGAAUGUCCAGUAUACGCAUUAAACAAAGGUAUAUUAUUAUUUGAAUAAUUUGUUAUAUUAGGUACGAGCACGGAUUAGAAUAAUACAUACAAACAUAUCGUUCGGUAAAAUUUACAUUUUUCCAUUUAUGAGGAGGGCGGUUUUUUAUUUGAAUGGUGUAUUUCCGGCUCAGAACCGUACGAGCGAUGAUAUGUCUACGUCAUAAUGGAUAUUUUGGUGAUUUCUCGAGCGGAAGUCGAAUGGGAAUGGUGUCAUUAUUAUCCGUGCAUCUAUCUGUCCGUACGAGUACUUACGUAGAAGACAAAAUAAUAAAAAUAAAACAAGAAACUGGUGAAAUCACAGAACGUUUCCGGCUUAUUUUUUUAAAACAGUGUUUGCUCGUCGAAAUUAUUAAAAGUGUCCGGAUUUGAAUGCAAUGUGCAUUUUUGUUUUUAUUAGUGGCUUAAUAAAAUAAACAUUCCAUUAGUAGGUAAACGGAAUAAUUAACCUAAACUUAGUAUUUUAAAAGUGAAACUUUUAUUUCGUUGUUUACACAUUUUUCGAAUGCGUUAUUGCCGGCCAAAACACAUUUUCGAUUAUUUUAUUUGAAGAGACGUUUUUCAGAGCUAGUCGCUAACUCUAUUAUGCUGCCCGGUAGUGUAUAGUCGAAUAUUCGAUCACGUUUGGGGGUGGGCGGGGGGGGAGGUUUUUUGACUAAAUUUAUCCUACCCAUUCCGCACGAUUAACAGUUCACGCUUCAACUUACCGCUUACCAAUUUUCAACUUCGAGAACAAAUGUGUAAAAAAAAAAAUCUUACGUUUUGCGAAAUAUCGAUAAACGCCAAAACCCGUACGCCAAAACGUUACGGGGAAAUUGAUUGAGAAGCGAUAAUGCGGAACGCGGGGGGGACUACGCGUUUCCCCGCGGCUUGAAAAAAAAUCAUUGGGCAGCUAAAGCUCUCUCUACCCCCCCCCCCCUAUGUUUUGCGGUUCUUUUUACCGGGUCCUGUUUCUAUAAUAUUAUAUACGGUUAUAUUUCGAUAAAAGACACUAUGCGAUUCCCCGUGUACGUCCACAAUAGAAGUGCGCGUAUAAUAUACGCCGUCGUCGUCUCGAUGCGAUACCGCUGCGAGAAGGCGUUGUGAAUCGCCGCAACAAGUGGCCGAUGGGUGGUCAAUAUACGGGAUGGCUCUAUACACGCACUGCACAAACACACACACACACACGCACGCAAUACACACGCGUAUAUGUAUAUAAAAUAUUGUGUAGACACACGCGCACGGCAUAAUAUAAUAUAUAAUAUACGCAAUAUACAGAGUGUGUACGGCGUAUAAUGUACAAUCGAGGGUGUUCCACGUGUGUGGUCCGAUAAACGAGCGAGCGAGCGGGUUUCUUCUGGUAGCCGCGCUGUUCUUCUUAUCCGCGGCAACAUUACACUGCCGCUCGUGUGCGUAGCCGCACGGAGUGGCGCCGUUGUUUAUUUACAUUUCCUCCCCUCUCGCUCCUCCGUCCGUCGGUCCGCGUCCGUUCGCCGACAGUCCGGCGAGCGCCCGCCGACUCCGCGCCGCGCCGCGCCCCAAAGUCGCCGCGUCCGCCACCGGACUCGGCUCGCGUAUAAUAUAAUAUAAUAUGACGUACGCGCGCACCUAUCGCACCGUUACGGGGGUCUAUAAAACGCGUAAUAAUAAUAAUAAUAAUAACAAUAAUAAUAAUAAUAAUAAUAAUAAUAAUAAUAAUAUACAGGUACACGGCGGCGGUGCGCGUUAUCAGAAAGAGUUGACGCCGGGGACGGGUGCGGCCACCGGCGGGCAGUUCGGGAAGGUGCACGGAUACGUAAAGUUAUACGAUUUACGCCCGUACGGCCGUAACGAUAAACCGUUGCUGACGAAAAACGAUCCGGUGCGAAAUCUCUCGAAAGGCCGUACAAUUAUUAUUCACGAUUUUCGUCAAAAUUUAAUCUCUUAUACACUGUUAUCGAUCACUAAGUACGACUUACGAUGAACUUACUGUCAAAUUUUCGAGCACUUCUGUUCAGUCUAACAAUUAUCGUAUUCGCAGAGCACCUACUAAAUUUUAUGUACGUAAAAAACUCGUAAAAUUAAAAUGUCGCUGAAAAAUCGUUGCGCCGGAAUUUGAAAAACAAAUCACGUUUUUCGUCUUUUUUGGUUUUUCCUAAUUACUAUGCAAAAUACUUUAGAUACCAAUAAACGACUUUCAUUGUCAAUGGCUAUAUAGGUCAAAAGUACCAAAACUGGUCCCUUGUCAUUUUUCGAUUGGAGCAAUAUUUCUGGCAGAAAACAUCGUGUAUACAAAUUUAAAGUAAUGAAAUCGGUGACGCCGAGGCGUAAAUGUUUAUCGUUUUACCGAUAAUUUUCUUUCGGGUUUUUCACAAUUAUUUUGAAAACCCCUAGUGGAAAAUCAAAAAAUUACCUCCCCAACGCACCAACUAGAUAAAAUUACCUUUUAUAAAAGGUGCUAUACUUGAUAGUUCGGAGCAAGAUUUUUGGUAGAAAAGUUGUUCACAGACACAAAAAAAAAAAAAAAACAUACAUCAUAAUAACAAUCAAAACGGGUAUCAGAUUUUUUAAAAAUAUAAUGUACCGAAUGAUUUUUUCCGCUACGAACCCGUCGCCGCUGCAACCGUAUGCAUGAACAUUAUAUGUACGAAGAUUUUCGCGUAUAACUUUUACGAAUCAUAUUAGGCAAAAUAUUGAAUUUCACAUAUUUUACCGUAGUUGCAAAAAAUUCAUUUAAUAUUUAUAUUGUAUGUUUAAAUAAAAAUAUUAUGCACCGUCGCCAUAAAAAAAUGUUAGCCAUCACCGGAAUAACAAUUAUUUUACUGUAUGUUUGUUGUAUAUAUUACUGUAUAACAUAGUCCAAUACAUUUUAGUGCAUAAAUCCGUGUUCUAAUUAAUCAUAGGGAGGGGUGAAUAUUGAAAUAUAUAAUAUUAUAAUAAAUAUUAUAGAUAUAAUCGUAGAACGGGAGAACUAAGCGAUGUUUGGAUCCCGACAUUCUCUGCAGCUCCUAUGAAAAAUGAACGCCCAGGUAAAAGUUUUCUCUUGUUACCCCCCCCCCUUUUUUUUUUUUAUAAAAAAAUUUACAAAUUAUACUAUAGGCAUAUUACUGUAUCUCGUUAAUGAAAAAAAUACCUAAAAUGUUAAGCGUUGUGAGGAGCCAAUUUUUUGAUGAGUUGCGUGAAAAGUAAAAAAAAAAAAUUGUUGGCUCGUUUCUACAAUACAAUAAUCGUAAACAGAUAUAUUCUUUUUAUCGUUGUAAAUUACUGUUAAUUAGUAUACUAUUUGUCUUUUUUCGUUUAACUACCACAAAGAAUAAUGCAUACUUUAUAUUUCGGAGGGUGAAGGGCUUUUGGAUUCUCAGAAUCUCCUCUUGCGUUUCACUCUAAAAAACCUAAUGCUUUUAAGGAGGUUGUGGGAGUAACGGAACCCACGAGCGUGCCGCGUACGUAUGUAAACAAUUUUGAUAGGGCUACCUUCCUUUCUUCCUCCUUCCACGAAAAAAACAUCACGCUUCGCCUAUGAAUAUAGGACCGUUAAAUGAUUCUAUAAAAAUUGUGUGGACAGUAACAAUAGAAAAAAAAAAACCGAAAUCGAAUCAAACUCCUCGUGUUCGUGUUGUGUACAUGAUGGAUACAAUACAGCCGAUAUUAAUCCACGGCGCGGCGGUUCGUGAUAAAAAAAUCACCCUGUAUAUUAUAUCAAAAUGCGGCGCGUUUUUUAAAUUUUCUUUCUCGAUUCAAACGAAAAACCAAAAAAAAAAAAAAAAAUUCUUGGCGGAUGACCGGACUACGCGGGUUACACGGAUAUAAUUCGUUUUUAAUUAAUAAAGCCGACACGAAACGACUCGCCACCGCCGCCGUAUAAUAUAUUGUCGUAAAACAGACGACGACAGCGGCAAGCCAAUAGUUCGUGUGUGGUACGACCGUACCAAUGACGUUUUACACCUUUAUUUAUAAUUUGUUGCGUUGUUUUUUUCCAUUUUUUUUUCCGCCCGUAUUAUACACCUAUCUUAUUUAAAUAUAUAUAUGUAUACGUAUAAAUGCCAUGUAAUAUUAUAAUAUACUUACGUGCAUUAUAAUAUUAUUAUUAGUACCUAUAUACCGAUUGUAUAUUUUGUCUUACAAAAUAAUUUAUCAGCUAUACGCACGGUAGCAUGUUUACGCCGCACCCGUCUGAAAAAAAUAACGUAUAAGUACCGCCAAUCUUUGGCGACCUAUAUUUUAGUGUAGACAUUGUAUAUGACGUAUAUAUAAUUCGUUAUAUUAUAAAUAAGUGUAAAUAUCCUAGGAUUGCAUUGAGCUGAUUGAUUUGAUAAAAUAAUCGUAAUGUUUACCUAAAACCCCGAUAAAGUCCAUAUUCAAUAGAAUUGUACAGCUAUAAUUUACAUUUAUUUCGUUUUAUUUUGCUUGAAACGCGGAUGUAUAUGCAAAUAUAAUUCGAAUGUAUUUUUACAGAAUACGUUCGAAAACAAAAUAUGAAGAAUAAUCUAUUUAAAACGAUGAAAUAACAAAUAAUCGACGAAAAAAAAUACACAAAACUAAUCGUACGAUACGGUCGAAGUGGAACCGAUAAAUAGUUUUAUAAAACGACAAAAAGUGCUACAACGGCUAGGGCGUAUAUGAUGAGCAUAAAAUAUUAUACGAGUAUACGAUAAAAGAAGAGCGUGAUACUAUUAAAACAGUGUUAGAUCGGAAACCGCGGAGGGAUUCGUUGUAAAAGAUGAAUUAGAAGAAUUGGAAUGUUGGCAGUAGACGGAUGAUAAGACACGUUCAAGACAAGUGUCGAUUGCGUGAGGUAAUGUUGAAGGUGAAAACUCUCAGAGUGCUAUUAAGGCCGAAAGGAGAGAAUUAUAAAUUAUUACGCGAUGAAAACAAACAAUAAUUUUUAUCAGUAAUAUUGUGCAUAUCACUUUAGAUUCUGAGCGAAGAACCUAUUAGUGUUAUUACCUAAGUUAUGUGUGUUUUUUUUUUUUAUCAGAAAGCUCAUUGCCGGUUAGUAUGAAAAUGGUCUAACAUUUUCAUAUCGUAUUUUACUUAAAAGACAUGACUUUUUUUUAUAGUACUUUAUUUUAAUUUAUAUUUUCAUUUCUUGGGAGGGAAAAAAACGAAAUUUCAAAAUGAAUGAUUAUAAUAAAUUCGAUGAUUAUUGAUUACAAUUUAUUAAUCGGUACAGCCAAUAUGCCGACUAUGUAAGUAUAGACCAACGAACACUCAACAGGGGGGGAAUUCCUCCCUAGGGUUAGGUUAGGUUAGGUGGAAGGGAGGAAUUCAGGUACUGCGUGGCGGAUAAUAUAGCGGUGAUGUAAUUAUAAGAAUAAAAUGUGCAAAUUUACUAUAUCUGAAAUUAAAAACAAUAAGUUCAUAUUUUGAAUUAAUAGGGAGAGAAAUAUAAUAAGGAAUAUCUAAAAGGGGGAUGGGGUGUAGAAUAAAAAAAAAAGUUGGAAAACACUGGUUUGCCGGGUGAUUCAUUUAAUGAAAUAGAGUGAGAAAAUGAAUGAAAUAAUGAAAUAAAGUAAUCAUUAUCUCGAAAAGUAUUAUCUUUUUUUGGAAUUUGUUUUCUAGAAUAUUUAAGAAACAAUCAGCUCUACAAUUUUAUAUCUAUGUUAUUUUGUAUAACCCUUAUUUUUGGGAGCAAACCACUACCUCCUUUUGAUUUUCCAAUGGCGAUCUAUAUUAAAAAUUCCAUUAAUAGAUGGAAUGUUAGUUAAAAUAAAUUUGAGUGUUGACAUAUUUUAUUUCUGUCAAGUCGUCUUUCAAUUUUAAGUUUGAGGAAAGUAGUGAUGCAUUAAUAAGAAGUCGCGCGCCGUACCGCCACACAAACAAUUUACUACAACACACCCCACUAGUUUCCUCCUACCCAAAUUUAAAAGUGGAAUAAAUCGUCAACAGAUCAACGGAAAUCAAAAAUGUUAACUCUAAAAUUGAUUUUAACUAAUACUCCAUUUAUUUAUGGAAUUUUUAAUAUAGGUUUUUGUUUGUAAAUCAGAAGUAGUUAAUAGUUUUACUCCCAAAAAUAAGGGUGACAAAAGAUAACACAAAUAUAAAAGUAUGGUGCAGCUUGUUUCUUAAAUGUUCUGGAAAACAAAUUUCGAAAAAAGUUAAUAGUUUCCGAGAUAAUGAGUGUUCUCAUUUAAAUGAAUCACCUGGUUGAUGAUGUAGUUGUUAUGUACCUACUUAGAUAUUGUGACUACUGACCUGUGAGUUAUGAUGAUAAAUUGCAACGUUAGAAAUUAUUGAUAAAAUUGCGCUCAAGAUUUGUUAAACGCGUAGUAGUGGGGUGGCAUGGUAGUGGGAGGUAGGGGGGGUCUUACACCGGUGUUAAUUUUGAAUUCACGCGCGAACCGUUUUAACCGCUAAAAUCCGCGGUAGGCUUAAAAUCGACAAUUCCCGCGAUUCUGCGAUACUCUCGGCGAGUAUAAGAAAAUUCGAAUAAUACCUAUGUACGCACAAUAUGCACAGAAUAUAUCGAUAGAAAUGAAAAAAAUAAAAAAUUUAAAUAGAGAUUAGAAUAGCUAAUUAUGACGUAUUCGACUUACCUGUUCGACUCGGUGUUUGGCGAGUGAGGAUAACAGGUGUUUAUAAUGUUCGGCAGGUAACAGCAGCAUGUUUCGUGCGUUAACACCGGUAUGCGUUCGCUACGGUCCAGCACAUGUCACGUGGCGUACAGGUCGGGUGAACGUGCGUUAGGUUUUUGACGCAAAUGCUCCAUGGCCAAUUGUCACACUAGUACUGUGUACCGGUAACCACUAACCGGGUAACGGCGUGCGGAAACGCGAUCACGCGACGACGGCAACGAUAUACGUUAGCGAGCG
Messenger RNA from Cinara cedri, 51187 nucleotides. The record is from the annotation of a GenBank genome assembly. Lineage: Eukaryota; Metazoa; Arthropoda; Insecta; Hemiptera; Aphididae.